AGCUGCUGUCGCUGCCGGGGAGCCACAAGAAGCGCCUUCUCCGUCGCCGGAGCGCGCUCGGCAUUUGCUUUCCCGCCGCUCCCGUCACCUCCUCCCGCCUCAGCCUUUUGUCCCAGCGGCACCAUCUCUCCUCAGCCGCUCGACCUCGGCUAAACCGAUAGAGGGGAAUUCCCCGGCGCCUCGCUCCACCCGGCGCGCGCGCGCUCCAGAGCUGAGGGGGCGCAUCUGGCCGCCUUCUCACGGCUCCUCCCGCGCGCUUUGUUGCCGCCGCGCUGAGGGGGCCGGGCCGGCCGCGGCAUAGCUCAGGUAGAGAGGCGGGAAAAGGACCCCGGGCCCGGCUCGCGUCUUCGCGCCUGUUCUGUUGUCGUGCAUGUCCGCCUCCCCCUCGACGCUGCUCCCCGGCGACCCUCGGACACCACCACCAUGUCCUUGGCUUUCUGUGGCAGCGAGAACAACUCGGCUGCCUACCAGGUGAACAACGGGGUGCUCAACAACGGCUGCUUCGUGGACGCGCUCAACGUGGUGCCUCACGUUUUCCUCCUGUUCAUCACCUUCCCCAUCCUCUUCAUCGGUGAGUAAGGGGCGCCUGGGGAAGCGGAGCCGCCGGGCGUACAUUUCCCUCCCCCGUUCCCGGUCUGCGGCGCCCGAGCCUGUUCAUUCGCAGGCAUCCAUCCGAGCAGACAGGCGAAGGAAGCAACGACGGCUUUGCUGAGCUAUGCUGACCUGCUUUCCCCAGCAGCAGCAGGGGCAGCAUCCUUCCCUAGCUCGGACGCAAAGGCUUUAGAGAGCAUCUUCCUAGGAAAAGCACUGGCGGCGGCAGGAAAUGCUUGUCAGGCUCCUUUUGCCUUCGUCCCGCUCAUUUAUUUGGGGGCAGGUGUGAAGUGCAGCCCAUCUUUUUGCAGACCUAGCUCAACUGCCUGGCGUCCUGAAUAAGUCAGAACAUGGAUCGUGUGUGCCUUGAAAAAGGGCUGAAUGAAGUCAAGGAAGGUUAUGGAGAGGAGAGGAUUUAAACAUAUUAGGGUUUAGUCAAACAGAGGAAAGAAGAAAGCAUUGCUGCAAUGGACCUCCUUUUGGGUUGUUGUUUUUUUAAAAAAAAAUGGGUUCCCUAGUUUAAAACUAGGUGUGCACUUCUUUUACUGGUCCAGCAGUAGUUUGUAGUCUAACUUUAACUGGAAUGCUACCAGUCAUGCCCGUGAACCAUUAUUUGUUUAUUCGUUUAUGUAUUUGUAUUUUAUUUAUUUAUUCAAUUUCUAUACCAGCCUUCUUCCGAAGAUCAAUAGAAUCAGAGUUCUAGGUCAUGAACACAUAAUGGCACAAAUCCUGUUUUAAAAAACAAAUAAAUUUUCUAGACUUCUUUUUCAAGAGGAAUACUGAAAGAGCUGUGUAAGAGAAAUGCACAAAUUCAGCACCAUUGUUGAUGUCCUUUGGCAAUGUCUAUUCACCUUAAAGCUAAAGGACUGGCUUGUUGAUAAUUCCCAGUGUUUCCAUAUAAUCAGUCUUUUACUUCAAGAAGUAUAUUGUCUGACCAUGCAAAGCACUUCAGACAAUAUGAAUUUUUUUCCAUUCAGUGAUGGUGUGAGGACUCUGAUUCUGCAAGUAUUACAUCCACCUGCUAGAAAGAGUGCUAUAGCUCUUUCCUCUCACCACUAUUUUCUAAACCUUGGUUUUUAAAAGAAGUUUUAAUAUGUAUAGAUUGAUUACUCAUUUUGAGCAUAUGAACUUAUUUGAUGUAUAACCCCAGGCUACCUUCCACUUUUUGCUGUGGGUGUUAUAUUUGUAAGUAGUGUACCAGUGAGGUUCCCCCACACUUCCUUCCCAUUCUGACAAUACCCUUCCUGCCUAGACAGAAGCACAAACUGAUAACCUAGGCAGGUGAAACUAAUAUACUAGGCAGUAUGACUGGCUUUCCAUGAAAAAAUACACAAUGCACUCUAUAUAAUAUUGAACACAAGAAAGUCAUUUGUACUGCACAAAUGCUGUAAUCCCAAACCCACUGACUAGAAAGUAAGUCUCACUGAAGUUAAUGAGACAUUUUUGAUGGGGGGGAGAGAGGGAUAUUUAGUUAUAUCUCGCCAUUCUUCUUAGGAGUUUAAGGGGACAUACAUAUUCCUCGCACAAUUUUAUCAUCACACCCAGCAUGUGAGGUGGGUUAGGCUGAGAGAUAGUAACUGGCCUAGGGUUAGGCAGUGAAUUUCAUAACAUAAUGGUGAUUUGAACAUGGGUCUCCCAGGUCCUAGUCCACUGCAUUAAACACCAACAUGCUAAUCAUUGCUGGAAUGAAUCUGGGGUGUGUUUACACUAAUAGUGUGGAAAGCCCCUUCUUAUUGACUUACGUGGAACUAGCACCUAGUGUUCAGUUUCUCAAUCAUAUAUACAUUGAUGUUCCAACUAUAGAGCAAAUUCAGAGUUCUUGCUUUGAUUUAGCUUUUAACUAGAUUACAAGAGUCUAAAUAUAAAGGAUAUUCGAUCCCAUCUGUAUCUUAUUUUAGACCCUUAAUGCAGUUAUGAUGUUUUAAUCAAAUGUUUCUAAUUUUGUUUCCCUUUCAUGUUUAAAAGCAAAAGAUCUAUACUUCUGUUUCCAGUUCAGAAUGGACAGGUCCAUGCAUUUUUUUAUUCACUUUUUUCUGCACAAAACUCUCAGGAUAAUUGUGAUUAUUUGCUUUCUUACAUUUAGGGUGGGGAAGUCAAAGCUCCAAAGUUCAUAUCCACCACAGUACUUGGCUUCAUUUUCCUGGUCACAAUUUACGCUGGAUUUUGACUUUCAUUCUUUUGUUUGUGCUGGUAUGUGAAAUAGCUGAGGGUAUAGUGUCUGAUGGGUAAGUACAUAAUUGGAUUUUUUUCCAUUUUCACAAUACUUUCCCAUUUUUAACGCAGUUGUACGCAACUUGCUAUACACAAGUUUGUUUACUGCCAACUCUGCUUGUUAGAAAUGUAAUCUGUGUUCGAGGUGAUUAACCUACUGGCUUGUGUCAGAUAUUCCAAAGACCUCGCCAAGAAUGUGUGUGUACAAAUACACAUACACUCUAAAUUAUCUUUAGCUAGCCAGUUCAUUCUGUCCAUUUGCCAACUCUCUUGUGAAAAUUUGCUGCAUCCUCUAUGGAUGAAAAAGAUCAUAGGAAUCCAGAGUCAGAGACAAGAUGAGACCCUUCAUUGCACUAUUCUGUCAAGCAGAGCAGCUGAAAGGGAGCCCCAAACUUAUAAAAAUUACAUCAAAUCCCCUUAAAAAACAAAACUCAACAUGAUACAUUGUGCAUUGGGAGAUUCAGAUAAUUUCAGCCAAUAGCACUAUCAUGACAUACUUAGAAUCAUAGAAUCAUAGAAUCAUAGAGUUGGAAGAGACCACAAGGGCCAUCGAGUCCAACCCCCUGCCAAGCAGGAAACACCAUCAGAGCACUCCUGACAUAUGGUUGUCAAGCCUCUGCUUAAAGACCUCCAAAGAAGGAGACUCCACCACACUCCUUGGCAGCAAAUUCCACUGUCAAACAGCUCUUACUGUCAGGAAGUUCUUCCUAAUGUUUAGGUUGAAUCUUCUUUCUUGUAGUUUGGAUCCAUUGCUCCAUGUCUGCUUCUCUGGAGCAGCAGAAAACAACCUUUCUCCCUCCUCUAUGUGACAUCCUUUUAUAUAUUUGAACAUGGCUAUCAUAUCACCCCUUAACCUCCUCUUCUCCAGGCUAAACAUGCCCAGCUCCCUUAGCCGUUCCUCAUAAGGCAUCGUUUCCAGGCCUUUGACCAUUUUGGUUGCCCUCCUCUGGACACGUUCCAGUUUGUCAGUGUCCUUCUUGAACUGUGGUGCCCAGAACUGGACACAGUACUCCAGGUGAGGUCUGACCAGAGCAGAAUACAGUGGCACUAUUACUUCCCUUGAUCUAGAUGCUAUACUCCUAUUGAUGCAGCCCAGAAUUGCAUUGGCUUUUUUAGCUGCCGCGUCACACUGUUGGCUCAUGUCAAGUUUGUGGUCAACCAAGACUCCUAGAUCCUUUUCACAUGUACUGCUCUCAAGCCAGGUGUCACCCAUCUUGUAUUUGUGCCUCUCAUUUUUUUUGACCAAGUGAAAUACUUUACAUUUCUCCCUGUUAAAAUUCAUCUUGUUUGUUUUUGCCCAGUUCUCUAAUCUGUCAAGGUCGUUUUGAAGUGUGAUCCUGUCCUCUGGGGUGUUAGUCACCCCUCCCAGUUUGGUGUCAUUUGCAAAUUUGAUCAGGAUGCCCUUGAGUCCAUCAUCCAAGUCAUUGAUAAAGAUGUUGAAUAAGACCGGGCCCAAGACAGAACCCUGUGGCACCCCACUAGUCACUCUUCUCCAGGAUGAAGAGGAACCAUUGAUGAGCACCCUUUGGGUUCGGUCAGUCAGCCAGUUACAAAUCCACUGAGUGGUAGCAUAGUCAAGACCGCAUUUUACCAGCUUCUUUACAAGAAUAUCAUGGGGCACCUUGUCAAAUGCCUUGCUGAAAUCAAGGUAGGCUACAUCCACUGCGUUCCCUUCAUCUACCAGGCUUGUAAUUCUGUCAAAAAACGAGAUCAGGUUAGUCUGACAUGACUUAUUUUUCAGAAAUCCAUGCUGACUAUCGGUGAUCACAGCAUUCCUUUCUAGGUGCUCACAGACUGUUUGCUUAAUGAUCUGCUCCAGAAUCUUCCCUGGUAUUGAUGUCAGACUGACUGGGCAGUAAUUAUUUGGGUCCUCUCUUUUCCCCUUUUUGAAAAUAGGGACAACAUUUGCCCUCCUCCAGUCUGCCGGGACUUCGCCUGUUCUCCAGGAAUUCUCAAAGAUGACUGCCAGUGGUUCUGAGAUCACAUCUGCCAGUUCUUUUAAUACUCUUGGAUGCAGUUCAUCUGGCCCUGGAGACUUGAAUACAUCUAAACUAGCCAAGUAUUCUUGUACUAUCUCCUUAGUUAUUCUGGGCUGUGUUUCCUCUGCUGAAUCAUUUGCUCCAAAUUCUUCAGGUCGGGCAUUGUUUUCUUUAUCGGAGAAGACUGAGGCAAAGAAGGCAUUGAGGAGUUCAGCCCUUUCUGUGUCCCCUGUUUGCAUUUCACCAUCUUCUCCUCUGAGUGACCCCACUGUUUCUUUGUUCUUCCUUUUGCUACUGACAUACCCAUAAAAGCCUUUUUGUUGCUUUUAACCUCUCUAGCAAGCCUGAGUUCAUUCUGUGCUUUAGCUUUUCUGACUUUGUGUCUACACGUGCUGGCUAUUUGUUUGAAUUCCUCUUUGGUGGUUUCCCCCUUUUCCAUUUUUGUACACAUCCUUUUUAAUCUUAACUCAGUUAAAAGUUCUUUAGAUAGCCACCCUGGCUUCUUUAGGCACCUUCCAUGUUUCCGUCUCAUUGGUAUUGCCUGAAGUUGUGCUUUUACUAUCUCCCUCUUAACAAACUCCCAGCCAUCACGAACUCCCUUUCCUUUUAGUAUUACUGUCCAUGGGAUCUCACCCAGCACUUCCCUAAGUUUUAUGAAGUCGGCUUUCUUAAAGUCAGGAAAUUGAGUCCUAGUAUGCUUGGCUGCUCCUUUCCGCUGUAUAGUAAACUUCAGAAGAGCAUGAUCACUCGCGCCUAAUGAUCCUUCCACUUCUACCCCACUAACCAGGUCAUCAACAUUGGUUAGGACCAGAUCUAAAAUGGCUGUUCCUCUUGUUGCUUCUCCCACUUUCUGGACAAUGAAGUUGUCUACAAGGCCAGUGAGGAAUCUGUUUGACCUUAUGCUCUUGGCUGAGUUUGACAUCCAACAAAUAUCCGGGUAAUUGAAGUCCCCAUUACUACUAUCUCCUUCCUUUUGCAUGCUUGGCCAUCUGUUCCAGGAAGGCAUCAUCUAUGUCCUCCGUUUGGCUUGGGGAUCUAUAGUAAACUGCCACAAUGAGGUCACUGUUAUUCUUCUCUCCCUUAAUUUUGACCCAAAUGCUCUCACUUUGGCUUUGAGGUUCUAAAUCUUGGAUCUCUUCACAGGUAUACACAUCCCUGACAUAUAACGCCACUCCUCCUCCUUUCUUGUCUGGUCUGUUUCUCUGAAAUAGAUUGUAUCCCUCCAUUAUUACAUUCCAAUCGUGGGACUUAUCCCACCAGGUUUCAGUGAUGCCUAUUAUGUCAUAUUUAGUUUGCUGUACCAAGAGCAAAAUUAUGUAAAAUGUUGCUAAAAUUACUAGAAAUGCCAGUUGAUUUUGUUUUGCUGCUUAAACAAACCUGGAGUAGCAGCUAUUUCAAACAUUUAUUUGGAUCCUAAGUUGCUCCUCCAUUCACAUUUGUGGGAAUGCCAUUUUGAAGGGUCUCCCUGGAGCAAGAGGCUGCAGACUGCUGUAGAGGUCUGCAAGGGGAAGGGGGAGAAGCUCCAUUAGAGGACUGUUAAGUUGGACCCAUUCACAGAAAGAAAGUUCGUAUCAGAGCCAAUGUCUGUUGUUAUCUGAAGUUCAUGUCCUGUACUUAAGAAAUGCUAGCACAUACUGAAGAGCAUCUGAAGAGCAAUCAGCAGUACAGAAAGUAACUCAGUGAAUUUAAAAGGGGAUUACAACAGCUUCUUGAAGCCCAAACAGUUUAUCUUUUUAACAGUCUGCUUGGCAGCAGAAGGUUAUGUUAGGCUUUGGCACCCAGCCAGUCCUUGAGAUAACAUCACAUAAUAAAAAAUUCUGUUGCUCAUAUCUUCCUGACGAAUUUCUGCAUAGUAUACUCACAGCUUUAGCAGUCAAACUGUUAAAUUUUCAAUAUUCCUCUGGGCUCUUUUGGGCCUCUGGUAGUGUUUACAAUCAAUAUAAGGGAGUUUAAAUGGUGGCAGGUUUAGAACAGAGGUUGAAGAAAUCCAUGCAAAUCCUUGGGAAAACCUUUCUCAUCUACAUAUAUCUGCUUAAAUGAAAGAUAGUGCUUCUGCCUUUAAAACUUGUCUAUUCUUUUACGCACUAUGAACCCACUGCAUAGAAUUUUAUAGCCUUUCUAUUCAGUUCUAGUGAAAAGCUUGCUUCCUCACUGUACCUGGACUCAUACCUUUGUCAGAUACACACACACCCUUUCACAUUGUGGAAAGCUGGGGAGUACUGUCAUCAGAAAAGCUCGUGGUAUUUAUGAGAAUCCCCAAAUGCAUUUGGUCCACCAUUUAAAAUUUUUAUUAAUUAAUACUGGACUACACAGACCCUUGAUCUGAUCUAGCAAGGCAGUUGCUACGUAAUCAAAGGUCUACACAAUCUGACUUUAUGGCAAUUGUAUCUUGUUUAAUUAUGACAAUUGUAUCUUGUUGUACCCAGCUUGUUUCUGCCCAGCUGGGUAAUCAGACUGAAAAUGGAGCUUUCUGCACAGAGUGCUUAUGACACAUCUGAAUUAUUUUAUGAUUGUGUUUGUUUAUGUUUGCUUAUGUGUGUCAAGGGGAGGGAGAGAAAGAGGUGGGAAGCCCCUUAAACCAGUGUUGUUGUAUAACAUAUUUCAAAUAAAGCUAUAAAACUAUUUCUGUUCUAAGUGCAAUCAUAUUCUCAUUUAAACAAAUUUACUAUGAACGGGAAUAAAAUCUUCAUGUGCACUGAUUUACUUUUUGGUCAGUAAUUAGUUCAUUAAGACUGCAAUGAUAUACCCAUUCCCUCGAUGGGACUUACUUCUGAGGAGACAUGUAUAGGAUUAUGCUGCCAUUCAGUUUGGGGCUCAUCCAGCAUGGGUCCAAGUGUUUUUUUGCUAUCCCGUGCUUUCUAGACACAUGUCUGAGAGGUUUUGCCCUUCCCGCUAAUUUUUUCCGCAAAAGAACCCACUCUUUAGCAAAAAAAGAAAAAAGAGCAAACGUCAAUCCAGAGGAAACCGGAUUGAUGUUUGCUCUGAUGAAGCAGUAAAGAUCAGGUUUCCCAGGGGAAAGUGGCAGGACAAGGGCAAGUGUGGCUGAACCCUAACUGAAAAUUAAAGUGAUGCGUGGAAAUUUUCCUUUCUUCUCUGUCCUCAUAUGAAUCAUGAACAUAAUAAAUUCCAUGUUGAUUGAAAAAGAAAGAUGGGAAAGCUAACAUUGUUGCAUCUAUUUUUUUUGGGGGGGGGACCACUCACUGGGCUUCAGCCUUGUAUCUUAGGAGUGGGAACUCUUUAUGUGUGUAUUUGCACACGUACUCACACACACACCACCUGGAGUGACUGAACCGUACAUGCAUUCCUUUGUGUGUUAUCAUAAUCUCUGUUCAAAUAACUUUGGGUCUUCAUGUAGGCUUCAGAGCAAACAUGGUACUCUCCAUCAGGGUACUUCUGAUUAAUGUGUUUUGUUAUACUUAGGGAUUCAGAAUCUCGUCAUUUGCACCUGUACAUGCCACCUGGAAUGGCGUUCUUAGCAGCCAUCACAUCAAUUGUUUACUAUCACAACAUUGAAACAUCAAAUUUUCCAAAGUUAUUAAUAGGUAUGUACCCACAAUACAGAAAAAUAUGAAAUUGUGAAUAUGUUAUGAGGAAAAGGUCUGUUAGGUCUUGCUGGAGGUUCACUUCAGUGCCCCCCCCAACUGAAAUUUUAUUGUCUAACUAAAGCUUACUAGUACUGUUCUCCUCUGUUUCCCACUAACAAAGCUGAUUUCAAGUAUUAGUAUUUUUGAUGAAAUGAACUCCCCCCCCCCAUUUAUUAUUUAAUAAGAACAUGGACAUAGCCAGGAUUUAUGUUAGGGGGGCAGAACCUCAGUUAGUAUUUUCAUUGAUUUACUUGAUUUGGGAGGGGGCAACUGUCCCUCCCUGCCCCCUCCCCUUUGGCUGUGCCCAUGAUUAAGAAUUAUGUCCCACCUCAUAUUCCAUAAUAUCUAUUUGUUGUAAACACCAAUGCUUUAAGGCCACAUGGCUGUUAUCACCAUACACAUACUGCUUUGAUAUUUUUCUUGACAAUCAUAAAUUUAAUUUUUAAAAAAUAGCUCCACAGAAUUGAUGUUCCUGGAAUUGUUGGCAAAUAGUGUCUUUGUUUGUACUGUUGAUGCAAGUAGCUUCCUUGGGAAUAGUUAUGGGAGUCAUCUCAUCCCUUGACAGGAAAUUUGUGUCAUAUGUGAAUAGUUCCACAGUUGUUUGGCCCAUAUGUUUCUCUGAGAAAAUGGAAAAUGACCAUUUUUUCCUGUCUAAUCUCAUGAGACUGAAUGUCAGAAAACCAGCACUUCCUAUGUGUAUUUAUUUAACUAUUUGAACAACUCAAUACUUAGUCUUAUCUGCUGAACAAGAAGCUGUGCUUUGUUUGGAAAGUUGAAGUUAAAAUACCUAAAUAAAAGAUGGAUCACUUUGUUCUUCUAUAGCAUUGAUAUCUAAGAAUAUGGUGAAGAACUUCAGCUCUGCCUCAAAAUAAAGCCCUCCAGGUCUUUCUCUCUGGCUCCUAUAACUCUCCCCAGAUCGCAAUUUCUCUCCACAGUCCACUGUUCCCCACUAGCACUGCUUCGUGUAGGGUUUUUUGCCUGGCUGUGUCCUGCCCCACACUCAAAUGAAGAACCUGAACUCGCAAUUCUAAUUGUCAUUCCUCCCCAAGGUGAUUGCCUCCAUGUGGCAAGCCUUUCAAUACACCCACUAAACCUUUUCUUUUCAGGUUCUGGUGCCAUUGCAAAAAUUCCCUGCUCUACAGGGCAAAUUACAGUACAGCACAUGAAGGCUUGGCUGUGUGAGGCAGAAGUCACCGGGAGCUAUUUAAAAACAUGUUCUUGUUAAUGGGGCUUGGAAAGAGAAUGAGAAUAUUUACAAGGGAAUAUUUACAGGGAAGCUUGUGUAGGAGGUAGUCAGAAUUUCUUUCUCUCAAACACACACACACACAUAUAUAUAUAUAUUUCACCAAGUUUCACCAAGUACAUUCGGCAUACUCAACUGAAACUGUACAAAGCAGGUACAAAUCAAUGCCAGAGACAGUUACUGUAGCCAUGCCUGAGAAUGCUUAUAUUGAUUACUUAUCUUUGUGGUUGUAAGCUUAGUCAAAACUUCAGAAUUUCCAACAUUAUAGAAAUCUAAUUUGCUAAGCACUUACAUAUUCAGGACAGAUCCCUUGAACAAUCUUGUAAUUUUAUUUGCCUUCUUUAACUUUGAAGUGCUGUUCUGAUCAGUGCUUUAUUCUUCUUUCAACAGCCUUGCUAGUCUAUUGGACUUUAGCUUUUAUAACCAAAACCAUCAAAUUUGUAAAGUUUUGUGAUAAUAAUAUUGGACCUCUCCAGCUUCGAUUCUGCCUCACAGGAUUCUUAGUAGUUCUUUAUGGAAUGUUGCUUCUUGUAGAAAUUAAUGUCAUCAGGGUAAGGGUAAGUUGCAUUUCCUGAUAAUUUAGAUGGUUAAAAGCAAAGUUGUUAAUGUUGUCCAUUAGUAACUGCAUCUUGAACGUACUAGUAUUUCUGAAGUCCCAUGAAUAUAGGUUUCCAUAUACAUUUUCUUAGGAGGAGGUGGAAUAUUAGAAUGACAUCCAGUCAGUUCCAAUUCAGUCAUGUUCUUUUGCAUGCCUCCUGGUGAAAAUAAAUUUGGCCAUAUACAGCUUUGUAAGCCAACAUGCUAGUUAUAAUUAAGCUCAAGUAAUUUGACAUUGUUCCUUUCCCCUUCCUCUGCCAUCUCCUUGAGCAUCAGGAGCACCAAGUUAUAGUAUGCAGCACUACUAAGAUAUAAUUGCAAUUUGAAUGUGUUUAAUGUUGCUGGAUCCUGUCCAUGAUGGCCUUUAAUUCUGACUCCCUGGAUAAAAUAUUAAGAAAUAUGUUCUGUCCAGAAACACAGCAGUGUCCUGCCAAAUCUAUACUGUACUGCUUGUCAAGCACUGAGAUACUGAAAGGUGAGAAAUCAAUUGAAAAUACAUGCCUUAAAAUCCAUGGCAGCCUGGUCCUCCUGGACAGAGGACAAAACAUACUACAGUAUCCUAUUAUUCCUGCCCCCCCUCUCCAUUAACUUGCCUAAGAUUCUUUUUGCCUUUGUUUAGAGAUACGUUUUCUUCAAAACGCCCAAGGAAGUUAAGCCUCCUGAGGACCUUCAGGAUCUUGGAGUCAGAUUCUUGCAACCUUUUGUGAAUUUGUUGUCCAAAGGAACAUACUGGUGGAUGAAUGCAUUCAUUAAAACAGCUCACAAGAAACCAAUAGACUUGAAAGCCAUAGGAAAGCUGCCUAUUGCCAUGAGAGCUUUGACAAAUUACAUGCGCCUGAAUGAGGCCUUUGAAUCUCCAAAGGUAUAAAUAGAAAAGGAUUACCCACAACUGUGUUUCUGGCUUUAAACAUGAUGAAUGCAGGCAGAAGAGCUCCAUGCAUGCCAUGGAAUGCUCAUGCCUACAAUCCGGUAGAAAACUGUCUCACUUCUCUUCAGUACCUAUCAAAAUGAAUAAGGAUUGGAAAUUUGGCCCACGAUGUUCUCAAACUGUUUGGUGUCUAAAAUCCUUUUAUGUAAGAAAAUUUUUACUAGUAUUUGUUUCUUUGGCUCAGCUUUAAAUGCACUGUUUGUAACAGCACAAUUAUUCCAUCGGUGCAUAUUUGCUUGUUUUUUUAUUCCCCCCACUUUUCCUUUUGUGCCAUGCCUUUUAGGUGGUAGACCCGUGUGCGGUGCUAAGUAAAUUUUAGGUACUUUAAAAAUUAAUGAUAAAUUGAUAAGUCAAAUGAGAGGCUUAUGAAAAUGAUUUGUGAAUGUCACUUAUCACUUUGGAAUAUUACAUUAUUCCCAUUAAAAGCAAUUUUUCUUUAAAUUAUAUAUAUGACAGAAUAAAAACACUCCAAAUCCACAAGGAUCCAAGUCUAUCUGGCGUGCCCUUUGUAAUGCCUUCGGAAGACAGCUGGUCCUAAGCAGCACUUUCCGUAUUCUGGCAGAUCUGCUUGGAUUUGCUGGUCCACUGUGUAUCUCUGGAAUUGUUCACCAUGUUGGAAAAGGCAGCAACAACACCUUCCGCCCCAAGGUACUAUUUUUGUAUUGCUAUUAUUUAACUUCUAUAUCAGGGUAAAAAAGGGUAGCCAUAAACAAAACAGUACCGUGUUAACCCCAUGCUUUUGUGGGCCCAAAUGUUAAACACAUGACUAACUUGAGCAGGGAUGUAUUUAAGCAAGGAAGGUUUCUAUGGAUUAGCACUUCAAAUUCUAUACUGAAGAGGCUGAAGAAUGGAAAGGAAGUUGCUCUAAACAGUAUCUUUUUAAGUAGCAGUAACAAAAAAGCAGAUUUCACUGUGACAAAGAAUUUCCAUCAGAAUCUUUAGAGAGAUAAAAUAAAAGCACACAUGGGGAUGCUAUUAUCUCAGGACAUUAUAUUCAAUUAAAAAAAAAAAUGAAGACUGUGAUUUUCUGGGGUACCCUGCAGGGAUUGGGGGAGGAAGCAGUUCUUCUGCAGAAUACAGAUCCAAAGCAAGCGUGUGGUUAUGAAUUAGUAAUAACAACAUGGUGUGUUUUUAUUGCUAGUUAAUGCAUCACAGUCUCUUUUUAAAGACUCAUAAACAAGCCAGUUUGACUGAAAGACUUCUGCUGUUGUUAAUGGGUUUGCAUCUGCUGCCAUAAUGAAAUGGAAAUGGAUAUCCUAUGCUGAGGAUGAAGAACUAAUUUUAUGUUUCUAAAUCAAUCAAUAUGCUGCUGUUUUCAUCCUUUCUUCAGUAUGUUAGUGUACUUACUGGAGACAUUUCAAGGGGUUACCUUUUCUAUGCUGUAGCUGGGAAGCAUCAAGAACUGAAGUUCAGCAUAUUGACCCAGAAAUUAUUCAUUACUGAAUAAUGAAAAAUAAAUGUAUUACCUGAAGGAUUGUGUGUUGCAGCAAAAACAACAGUGAGCCUUGUGGCACCUUAAAGACUAAGUUCUAUCUGCUGCCACAAAAGCUUUCAUCUCCAUCAGAUGCAUAAAGUAUUUUCCUAAGUUGCCGAUGUAUAUGCACAUAGUUGCAGGGGUUGGGAUUCUAAACACUGAGGUCAGAGGAAAAUAAAAUGAAAAAGGUGCAGACAAUGAAAAUUACAUUAUUAAAAUUACAUUAUUAACAAAAGUCAUUCACAAAGCUAUUGUAGAGAUAACACAAACAUUAUAACACAAACUAACUGAUAAGUUAGUUAAUGCUUCCAGUGUGUGUGUGGGACUAAAACCCUUGAUCUCAAUAUCCAGCCACAGGUGAUAGAACUGUCCCUUCUUCCAUGCAAUUGAUCAGAAGAUACAGUUGGGUAACCUACCUGGGAAGAGUUCUUUUUGGUGCAGGUGGGACUUGCACUCUACUUGCUUCAGGUUACAGACUCCGCUAACCCAGAAAUAGUACCUCGGGUUAAGAACUUUGUUUCAGGAUGAGAACAGAAAUCGCGCAGUGGCGGCGCGACAGCAGCAGCGGGAGGCCCCAUUAGCUAAAGUGGUACCUCAGGUUAAGAACAGUUUCAGGUUAAGAAUGGACCUCCAGAACAAAUUAAGUUCUUAACCCUAGGUACCACUGUAUUAGAAAAAACUCCAUGCUAGUAUGUGCAGUUUAACAACGAAACAGGCUACUUUAGAAGGUAGCAGACUCAUUAGAAGUUUUCAAGCAAAGGCUUGGAUGACUUCCUGUCAGGGGUGUUCACAGGGAGUUGGACUAAAUGAAAUUUUAUUAUAGCUGAUAUAUUAUGCAUUUUUCACAUUAUUAUAAAUGUCCACCUAGAAAAAUAUUCUCUGAUAUCAGCAUUCAGUGUAAUUUGUCUAACCUUCUGCAUAUUGAGGAUGGUAUGUCACAUUCCUCUCAUAUGCCUUUUAAACAUGUAUUAAUCUCAAUCACAUCAUUUGUGGUGGAUCUUACCUCUUCCCGGCGUAGGUAAAUAUUUAAGCAAAAUAUAUUUUAAAAUAAAAGCAUAUACCAUUCAUAUAUCUAUAGAUCACUUUUAAUUUGUCAGUAGUUCAUGAAUAGAUUUUGAGAUACAAAGAAGCUGAUUGCUAGCCAAAUCAAAACAACAUAUAUUUGAAAGGAUACAAACUUUCAUACUUUUACCUUAGGGAGGAAAAGUGAUAUAGUAAAUAACAUUACCAUUUAAACCAGGGUUAACAGCUUCUCAGACGGUUAAUCAAAUUCAUUUGAUGGUUAAAUUUAAAUUGUAAAGGAAUUAUGAUCUGAUCUAACAGAAUUGUCUAUUUCACCAUCUUGAAUAAUUUCCCACCAAUCAUAAAGGAUUAUGUGUCCUUUAUUCCCCAACAUGAAACACCUUGGUUUUGAACAUAUCUUUCCCCAAUUUGAUGAGAUUAUGUGAAAUUUGGAUCAUCAGUUUAUCUGGUCAGAUUCUAUUAGCAAGGUGCAGCCCCCUAUGGGCACAAGAAUUACACAUGACAAGAUUUCCAUGGGGCUCAAUAGAGCUGUGUACCCCUUUGUUCUCUUGGUGCAAGUACACGGCUUCAUGAAGGAUGUUGGGUCAUUGUGGGGAUUGUUUGGUUCCCUUAUUGCUAUCUAGCUCUUGCUUUCUUCCUCUCUGGAGUAAGAUAUUGAAGGUUCCCAAGGUGGAUGCUGAGGGAGGAGGAAGGGAAACAGAGCACUGCUGAGUACUGUGGAAACCUCUUUCUAAUGCAGGCACAGGACUGAGUAUAUACAUUCCAAAGAAUUCUCUCAUUUUCCAAUAGCCAGUGAAACAAAGUCAUCUUGGAGAACUUGGUCUUCUUGAAUAUCUACUUCUCAAGGUUAUUCUUGAUAAGAGUAUUGUAACACAAAACUAAUACCACAUCACAUGCAGUCUCCUUAGCAUCUCUCAAGGGCAGCUACUUAAGUCUUGACAAGUAAAUCUCAAAUGCUAAGCUUCUGUCACUGCCAUUCUCUCAUUGUGUUUAACAUUGCUUUUCUACUGCUGAGGAACCAGCAAGUGAUCAUGUUAUAUAUAAUCAUCUAUGAAGAUCAAAUGUUCAAAAGAGCUGCUACAUUUUUAACUGCCAUGACAGGCUUAAUUUUGAGAAUAUCUAAAUUUCUUGCCUCCAAAUUUCUUGCUUAUGUUUUAUGCUUCUGAAAGAUACCACAUAUCUUGUUAAGAAAAGCAAGUAGAUACAUAUCUUUGAUAGGUUGUCUGGCUAAGCCUGUGUUCAGGUUGCAAAAUUGCAUAGUUCUGGAUAGGCCAAGGGAGACUUUAGAGCUCCACUGAGUAUUUACAGUACUGUGUUCUAUAAUGACUAUUUAUCACAUGAUGCCUUGCUGGAUACAUGUAGGGAGGGAGAUAUACUUUAAAUUUUAUUCUCUGUACUGCCCUGGAGACAGAUGGUUCAAGGACUAGGAAUGCCAAGAAGAUCUCAUUGCUAUGAUCAGAUAGUCACCUUCUCAACACUCAUAUUUUGACUUUAUUGAGGUGGCAACCCAGUAUGGACAGUCCUUGGCUGGAGACUCAUGUCAGCAGCUUCCAGAGAUUCUGAUCUUGUGUGGGUCCCAUAUAUGGUGAGCUACCAGACUGGAGGUUGCAACUCCUAUAGCUAUAGCUCCUAUACACACCAGCAACCAUGGCCAGUGGUCAAGAAUGGUGGGGGUUGUAGUCCAAGAGCAUCUGGGGAACCACCUAGGUCCUGGACUCCACCCACCCGGGCUGACCAUUGAAUCCUCCUGGACAGGAAAGAAUACAAGGGCUUCUGAACAUCAUUAUCUUUCUGAGCUUUGGCGUUCUCCAACACUGACCUGCCAUUUGGUCUUCAGUCUUGACUUUCUCUUUGGUUCUUCCUAGCAUUGUCUCUCAUUUCAAUAAAAAGAUUGUCUGAAUCGCUGAAAUAUUUUAUUCAAGUCAUUGUUGCAGUUUCAAAUGUUUGAGAACUCUAUUUAUAUAAAGAACUAUACAAAAGCAAAAUUAAUUCUGAAUUGCUUUCUUCUCUCCCCCCCCCCAACAGACCGAAAUACUUGGUGUUUACUUCAUUUCAUCCCAAGAAUUCCUGGCCAAUGCUUAUGUAUUGGCAGUCCUCCUUUUCUUUGCCCUUCUGUUGCAGAGAACUUUUCUCCAAGCAUCGUACUAUGUAGCCAUUGAAACAGGAAUUAACCUAAGAGGAGCAAUACAGGUAUUUCAGAUAAUCCAGAAACUAUUACCUAAUGAGCUAUACAAUCACUUCUUAACUUUUGAGUAAAGGAGCAUGUUUCUAACAAACUCAACCAAUCAAAAGAAAAAGAAAGAAAGAAAAGCUUAAACAAACUUGGGUAAAAAAAAAAUACAUUUUUUUGAAAAAGAAUAAACCUUAUGGACAGUAUCUGAUUCGUGCAUAAAAUAGAAGCAUGCUUCAAUUUAAAUGUCAUAUAAUCUAUAUCCCAUAAAAUCACCUUAUCUCCAGGUAUGCCAGGAUUUUCCUGACAUGCCAGGAUGUUCGUCUUAUUUCGCUUUGUUCUAUAGUCUCCUGGUUAUGUGACAAUCUUUCAUAUCCUUGCUUUCUCCUACAGAAGCCUUCAGCUGUCUUAUGGGUCCUCUGUGAUUGAUAGAUGACAUCUGACUUAAUAAACAUAGCUUGUGUUCCUAUACUGUAAAAAUAAAACACCAUUAACACCCUAUAUUUCAAAUAAGCAAUCAUUCUUUAUUUGUAAGCUUAAAAGCCACUUAUUCUAUCACAUGAAACAUGUGUACACCAGCUCAAAAACAUUUAAGUGGGAAAUGGUUUAUAAAUUCUUAAAUAAAAAAUUUCUCAUUCUAGACUAAAAUUUACAAUAAGAUUAUGCGGCUGUCAACUUCCAACAUGUCCAUGGGGGAAAUGACUUCAGGUCAGAUCUGUAACCUGGUUGCUAUAGAUACAAACCAGCUGAUGUGGUUUUUCUUCCUGUGCCCUAACCUUUGGGCUAUGCCAGUGCAGGUAAGUAAAUUAAAGUCCAUAUAACUUUAGUCCAUGUAAAUGGAGAUAAAUUUGGUGUGUGAGAGUUACUACAGGGAAUCAAUAUGUGGCACAACAGAGUACUUGUGUGGGAUAUAGAGACUGGGAUAUAGAGACACAUGAUAUUCAAAAUAUUGUUGCUGGGAAAAUGCACGUCUAUUUAAAAAAAUAGUUGUUAUUGAAAAUAACCUGAGGAAAAAACAAAGCUGUGGCUCCUUGUCAUCAAGUUGCAGAGUAAUAAUAAUAGUAAUAGUAACAGUAAUAGUAAUAAGCCCUUGUACUGAGCUGAAGCAGAAUUGCCUCUGCCUGGCUAAGGUGGCCUUCCACCAAAAGGGUGGGUGAAAGUGCCACCAGCAGGAUCACCUCCAGCAGCAGCCAGCAGAAAGCCACCAAAUGGGGCCUUCUAAAGGAAGAAUGGGGAAGGAGUUGAGCCCGACUUGGAGCCAUUGGCUCCUGAACCAGUUUGGCUGCCAUCACAUGAGAGCAUUGGGUCCAGUCAUGGCUCACGGAUUGUCCUACCUCUGCUCUUCUUGCCCAACCACCAUUGAUGGCACGACUGCAGAUAUGGCAGUGGCCACAGUGUUCUGAAAAGCAUCACCACUCAGUAGUUGGGGUCUGGAUUGCCCUUUUAGUCUGAAAGAGGUAAAAUAUAUCCAGUGACUCAAUUAAGAGUAAGCACUGUCAGACAAGACACAUGCCCAUUUCCAAUUUGCUCCCUCAAAUUCUAACUACUGCUAGCAUGAGCAAUUUACUCUCCUGUCCUGGGGCAGAGUAGAAACUUUCCUACUACAGCCUACCAUUUCCAAGUGACCAAUAUAAUAAGUGCAGCUAAUUGUAUAAUAGAAACCAUGACAGCAGAAUCAUUCAGGACUAUCUUUUCUGCCUUCCCUGAUGUUGCAGUGCUUAUAUGUUCAGUUAGCUUUCAGGGUUCCCUGAAGGCACAUGUUUAUAGACCCAGGAGACAAUUUCCAGUGCACUUUUGAUUGGCUUAGAGGUGUCAGGUUUCUCCCCUUCUUUGUUUGACAUUUAUUGUGAGGAAAACAAUUCUGUGUAGAAUUCUUAGAGUUCUUUGCAAAAUAUGCAUUUUUAAACAUAGUAAAACAGAAUAAUGUCUUUUUUUAAAUUAAAUAGCUUACUUUUCAUUUAAAAGCCCAAGAUGGUUACUCACUUCCUUCAAUUAUCAUCUGUUCUCAUUAAAUGCUCAAGAUAAUAAAACUUGCUUCAUUGCUUCAUUCACAGGAUAAUACAAUUGUGGUAAAAAGGUUUCUUUGUGAAUAUUAGUUAUUAUAGAAUCCUUAUUAAAACCAGUUAAAUGAUUUCAGACUUUAUUGAGUGAAUCAUUUUGAUUUUUAACAGUAGCUCACCCCCAAAAGUUCUGUUUGUAGUAAUGUCUCAAUGAAGAUUUGGAUUAUGAGACUUUUGAGUCAGAUUUGGGACUAAUGGAUUGCUAAAAUUUUGCUAAAAUUCUAUCCCUUAAUACAGAUUACCUAAUAGCAUCCAACUUCUGGUCAUUCUUUACUUUGUAUUGGUUGGGAAAUAUAGUGUCCCUUCUUUCUUUUUGUUAUCCCAGAUUAUUGUAGGAGUCAUUCUACUCUACUACCUGCUUGGAAUCAGUGCCCUAAUUGGAGCUGCAGUGAUCAUAGUGCUUGCACCUGUUCAGUACUUUGUAGCCACAAAACUUUCACAAGCUCAAAGAAGCACAUUGGUAAGUCUUUUCAGGCGUGUCCUUUAGGUUAUGGGUACAUAUCCCAAUAUGCUUUGCACAAUAUCAACACAGAAAAUUCUGCUUCAAGUUAAGUUCCGUCAACAUUAUUCCAGUCAUCUUGUAAGCUUAUGCUGAAAGGCAGUAUAAAAAUCUUUGAAAUUAAAUACACAUAAAUACUUCCAUGUGCAAGGAUAACCUCCCACCCAGAGAUAUCAAAGUGAAACUGAAGAGCAAGUAAUGGGUUUUACUGGAAAGCAGAACACGCAAGUUCUAUAUUGUGUAUAGCAUGCAAGAACAUCUGUAGUCAAUUUGUACUAGCAUAGCGGGUAUCCUUAGAUAACACAGUAUGCUGCGGUGUUGCAAUAAUCCUCCUUAAAUUAAUGUUUGUGUCAAUGGUUCAGGAAUAUUCCAAUGAGAGGCUUAAGAAAACAAAUGAAAUGCUUCGAGGCAUAAAACUCCUUAAGCUCUACGCCUGGGAACACAUAUUUCACAGCAGUGUGGAGGAAACCCGGCAAAAAGAAAUGACUAGCCUCAGAGCUUUUGCUCUCUAUACCUCCAUAUCAAGUAAGUAUAUUGCUUGACUUUGUCCCAGGAUCAGUUUUUGUCUCAGCAUAACUAUGAGUGUACUUGCCAUUUAAAGGUGCUGCAGGUUUUAGAGUCUAUUUCCAGUUCUAAUAUACCAGCAGAACUGCCAGUAGCACAAAUACAUUUUAUUGUGUUUGGAAAAGGUUUAUGCAAUCCAUUUAAGUAUUGAACCUCCUGACAACUGAAUGCAGGAACUAGAGUUUGAACUAGAGUUUAGGUUUAUCUAUACUUACCCUUCCUCCACUCUCUCCAGGCACAGUCCCUGAAUUAAAGGUCCAUGUCCAAGCACCAUAUAUGUACCCUAGCCUCUGACUUUCCUAUACCCUUUGCAGUAUAGUUAAUACUUUCUGAGCAGUUGAGGUCAGAAGGAAAAAAAUCCAUGUAGCUGACUCCCAUGAGAAAAGGAUAGUUGUUAAAGGUUCCUGGAAUGUACUGCCCUUACAUGUCUCUGCUUUUUGAAAAGCAAUGCUUUAAAGUUUCAAUAUAUUGAAUUAGUACAAGUGUCAUAAAUUUAUGACACUAAAUCUUGAUUCAAAAUACUAAUGGGGUUGUUAUUUUAUGGGAUUGUUUUUAAUGAAGGCAGUAUAGAAAUGUUUGUAAGAUAUAACAUGGGACCAUCAUGAAAAAUUAAAGAUUUCACAUAUUAUAUUAUUUCUACCUCAUUCUUUAAAUGUCACAAUUAUGUGUCUGGACUCAGCUACAUUAGUUUUAAAAAAAGAGGGCAUUUUAAAUGCGUUAUAACACUGUGACACCAGAUGGCGCUGUAGACUUCCAUCUUUCGCCAACGUGAUUUCCCAUUAUGAGGUUUUCAACGCAUUUUCCUGAAACCUCUUUUUGGAUGUGUCUAGAUCCAGCCUCUGUGCCUUAUAAGAUGGGUGUAUCUGAGACAGAAAUGAUUGCCACAAAUAGUACAGAGCUGCUCACUAUAGCCUUGACGAUUAAAGUCCUUUUCAGUUGAUUCACUCAGUGCCAGGACUCAUCCAGACUUCCUUUUUUGCUGUAUUUCUAGGCACAUGCCCAGGCUUUAAAGCUCCAGGGUUUGGCUUGAUUUUGUUGUCCUAUCCUUUCCCCAGGAAAACCCAGGUUUUAAUGCUGAAUCAGAGCAAAGGGCAAUCCGGUUUUCUAUGGAUUGCCAUCGGCUCCAAUUCAGUGGUAAAGUGCCAGUUGUCCAGGGAAACUGCCAGGACAAAACAAAAAACUGCUUGGACACAGAAUUUUAAAGGUCAGACAUGUGCCUAGAAAGUCUGGUGCAAAAGGAGGUCUGGAUGAGCCCCCAGUGAAUAUGUUUGGCUGUGAACAGAAGCACAGCAGUAGGCCAUGCCCUUUGACAUAUGCAUCUUCCUUUUAAGGUAGGAACAGAGGCCACCCUCAUGCAAACUGUAUGUGCAUAUGGUUCUCGCCGUGUUUGGGGCCUGAUCACAGCCUUAAGUUAUGAACAAAAUUUAUACACUGGUACCUUGGUUUCCGAACGGCUUAGUUGUCAAACAAAUCGGCUUCCGAACACCACAAACCCAGAAGUAAAUGUUCUGGUUCGCAAGCGUUUUUCAGAAGUUGAACAUCUGAUGCGGUUUCCACAGUUUCUGCUUGAGUGCAGGAAGCUCCUGCAGCCAAUCGGAAAACGCGCCUUGGUAUUCAAAUGGUUUCAGGAAUUGAACAGAUUAAGUUCGAGAACCAAGGUACCGCUGUACUCAUAUGGCAGGUUUGAGCAUGAAGUCACUGGCCUCAUUAUUUUUGAGCUAUAAGCACAUUUCCUUCAGCCUUAGUCCAGCAGCAUCUCACUUAGGUAGAAUCUACACGCAUAUAAAAAUCAUUAUGAGAGUGCUUUUUUAAAAGUGUUUUUAAAAACACAUUGAAUUUUCCAUAAGGCUCACCAUUGCCAUCCAGUGUCUCAUUGUAUAUUGCACUUAAAACACACACAAAAAUUUUUAGUUGCAGCUUUAGUUUAGUCGGUAUCUGAAGAAGUGUGCAUGCACACAAAAGCUCAUACCAAGAACAAACUUAGUUGGUCUCUAAGGUGCUACUGGACAAUUUUUUAUUUUUUAAUAUAUUUUUAGUUGCAGCUGUAUAGCUGAGUCACUAGUCAGUGUCACUUGCUUAUUUAAAUCAGGACUGUCACUGAAGGAAAAACUGGUUUUAUAUCAGUUCAGAAUUUGAUACUGUAAGGGAAACAGAAAUAGUUGUUUUCCCUGACUUAAAAAGGUAUAAAUAGAAUGAUAGACAUAAAUUGUGUUUUAUUUACAAUCCAUAAUUUAUAAUGGUUUUGCAUUUGUGUUUUGCAUUUGCCAGUGAAACCAAGUCUGAAAGAAUCUCAAGUUCUUAAAGAAAUAAUGUGAAAACGAGGAGACAAACAUUUAAUAGUACAGUAAUUGAUUUGCAUUUCCUGGCAAGCCUCUGAGGGCCAAUUUAAAUGCCUGCGGCUGGUGGCUGAAACUCUCUUUCCUGAUGCAAUAUUUAAAUGUCUGCCCACAUAUGCCUGUCCUGAAAAGUAUAUGCAUGCCAGGAAGAGCUUCCUUUGGAACCAUGCUACCAUGUAAAUACACACACACACCCAACAAGAAUUUGGACCAGUUCACACGAGGGCACAUAAAGUUUACUCUUACCAUAUAGAUUGCCCCAAACCAUACACAAUAAAUAAUGUUUAAAUGACAGUACAAAUUAAGCAAUUAUUCAGAGCCCCCACCCCUACCAUCCACAUGGGCGUGUGAUGCCAGCUUUCAAUAUGAGUGCUUGGCAGCUCUGAACUGAUGGCAAGCUGAUCUGAGAGGCUGACACCAUGCUCUGAUUUAUGUGCAGUUAGUCCUAUAUGCAUGUCUAUUCAGAUGUUCAGUGGGCUUAUUUCCAAGUAAGUGUGAACAGUGAUGUGGAAACUCCAAUUUUAUGGAUGGUGAUGUAAAAUAAUACAUAAUCAAAUCAAAGGACAUUGAGAUUCAUGUUUAUAUUAUUAUUGAAGACUGAAGGAUUGUAUUGCUGAUGAUGAUCUCUCAUUUUGCACAAUCUGCAGCUAAUUUCACUCAGUUUUGAAACAUUUCCUGUUUAUAUUUAGCUGCUGCAACAAGAUUACAGAAUGAACCAAGAAGUCAGACAAAACGCCAGAAAUGCAUUCUGUUGUUGAGAUACAUUAAUUAGACAUGGUUACUGCUUGCUCAAAUUAGUAAGAAGUUUGGGCAAUACUUAUGAAGGAAUAAUUAGUCACACUACAGAAGAUAAUUAUUGUUAAUGGCGAAUUUAAAAGUGAACCCAAGGCAAAAAAGCAUUUGUUCCAUUCCCCAGCCAUCUGGGGAUAAUAACCUCUAAACGCUACAGUGAUUUGACUAGGCACAGUGGGAAAGCCAUUGUGUUCUGGGUACACAGAAGGUCAGGUCAAUGUUUCCAGGAAAUGACUACUUUUUAUUUUAUUGUCAUUAUUCAUUUGUAUUAUUACAUGCCCCCCCCAAUCUCUGCUGAGUGGCAGCAAAAUUCCAGGAGGUACCAGGCACUCACCCUGUGUUGAGUUUCCAUUGUGGAAUCAAGGCACUGUGGAGCUAAUGUCUGGUUUAGUUUACACGUAUUUACAGUCACUUCAGUGCUGUUAACAGGGUGGUUUGACUUCACCCCCAGAGGUGCACUCCAUUGUCUCUUGAGGCAGAUGGAUGCCAGCAAAAACACCUGGAGCCUUCAGUGGAGGGGGUGCAGAGCACUACAUCCCAGGAGUGUCCCUCAUUGCUUCUCUCAUAGCUUCAGUGAGCUUGGAUCCAAAGUUAUGGCCCCCAGCCUCCUCCUUAUUUCCUCCUUCUUGUUCCUAUAAAACCUUGCCAAAAAAACCCCAUCUGUGUAAAGCAGGGGUGCCCAAACUUUUUUCAAAGAGGGCCAGAUUUGAUGAUGAAGUGAACAUGCAUGAGGGCUGACCAAAGUUGUUGAGCCUUUUUUAGGAUUGAAGUUGCUGAGAUUUUUUAAAAAAAUUACCCCCAGAUUAGGUUGACCAGCAGACCGGAUUAGGCCCACAAAACAGACUUUGGAGAUGCCUGGUGUAAAGGGACGACUUUUUCUGUGUGGCAUCACACCCACAUUGCCCCGGCAACCUCCCCCUUGUUUACUUGCAAGUUCAGCUUUUCAGCUCUGAUUAAACCCCAGCAUCCAAGGAGGGAGGAACCUGGCACCCAGGGAUCUGGGGGAUCUCCCACAAACACAAAAUACUAUACUGUAAUGACAGUUCCAGUAUAUCCUAACUAAAAGGGCAUCAUCCAAACAGGACAGGAUUAAACCUAGGCAGAUAAAAAGAAAAAGAAAACCAGAAAGAACUGUUAUAGAUACAAAAGUGAAAUGCAUGUAGAGAUGUAUGAAGCCUAAGUAUAUUGAAAGAAUCGGUAAAAUAUAUUUGUUUUACUUGCAGUUUUCAUGAAUGCAGCAAUACCUAUCGCAGCUGUUCUUAUAGUAAGUACUGUAUUUUACUGUUAAAAAUGUAGAUAUAUUUUAACAUUUAGAGAAGAGUGUAGCUACAAAGUCCUCUGUCGGUUACAAAUGCAUUAUUCCUUCUCUACUUCAUUUUAAAUUACACUCCACUAAUAAAAUAUUAACUAUCUUGUCCUUCAGCAGAUGCAUUUGAAAACUGAAAUAGAUGUGACACAAAAUGAUGUUCAAUUAUGUGUAUGCAGAAUUACAGAAAGCAUGGAGAGUUAAAUCACAAUGGAGAGCAAUUUGUUAUUUGGGAACUCUGUGUGUGUGUGUGUGUGUGUGUGUGUGUGUGUGUGUAAGGUGUUGUACCUUAUCUUAUUUUAUGUAUGAAUAGUUUUUUCUUUAAUGUCUGUAAUAUCACUUUACUGAUAUUUAGAUCUUACUGCUGUUUAGAUCUUUAGUGGCCUGUUUAGAUCUUAAAUAUGGACAUCACUCUAAUGAUACAUUUUGCAGCAUGUAUCACUGUUCUCUCAGCAUCCUCCUGUGCUUGUAUAUUUAAGUCUAGAAUGUCCUGUCCUCUUAUCCUGUAAGCUGACAGAGUGAUGAUGGCUGAGUACACACAGACCAGUUACCAUGCUAUUUCAAAAGCUCUAGAACAGGCAUCCCCAACCUUCGGCCCUUCAGAUGUUUUGGACUACAAUUCCCAUCAUCCCUGAUCACUGGACUUGUUAGCUGGGGAUCAUGGGAAUUGUAGGCCAAAACAUCUGGAGGGCUGCAGGUUGGGGGUGCCUGCUCUAGAAAGUAAUCUCAAUACAAGAUGUGUUGUUGUCUCCCCUGUAACUGAUUCUAUUCUACAACACAGAACCUAAGAAAUGGAUUCAGGCCACUCCCACUGACACUUUCCUUUAGAUGGCACCAUUUUGGUGCAUGCAGGAGCCACUCCAGCAAUGGAAUACAAUUGAAGACUUGUGUUACCAUGCAUAGAUUGUACUAGGGCAACCACAAACAUCCUUCAAUAUUACUCUUGCCUAAGUUCUGCUCCGAGAUGCAUCUUUGAGAGUAACUUUAUGCUGCUCUGGACUUUCAGAUGGACAUAAUGCUAUUUCUUCAAUAUGCAUUCUUUUCUUCUUUGUUUUUAUAAUGGGGAAAGCUCUUAUAUAAUUGUUGUAUUUAUAGCUGAUAGUUAAAUGUAUAUUAAGUCUGCCUGACAGAUUUUACACUGCUUAGUUGCAUAAUGCCUCCUCCUGAUCAUUAGGGCUUUUGAAGUGCAGCUAAAUAUUUUCACUGCAUUUGUACCUUUAAUACAAGAGGUGGCUGAAAUAAUUUGUUUUGCUGUCUUUUCUUUUAAAGACAUUUGUGGUCCAUGCCCACCUGUUUGAAAAUGCUGACUUUUCUCCCUCGGUGGCCUUUGCUUCACUCUCCCUCUUUCACAUCCUUGUCACACCACUGUUCCUGCUCUCCAGUGUUGUUAGAUCCACAGUCAAAGCUCUUGUAAGGUAGGGUUUCUGGAGUGCCUUUGUCUUACAUAUGAAGCUUCUUACUGCAGUGUUUAAGAGCUUGUGGUAUCCGUCCAAUGCUUUUGCACUCUGAUUAGACACCCUGAUUUUCAAGGCCACCCCAUAGUAAGUUUCCCCACCCCAUAUGCAGCCACUAUAGGCACUAUGUUCUUGCAUUCCCAGCUCAUGCAAUAAGUUAUACGGAAUUAUAUGCUUUCAGGUGCAGGGGGGGAAUUAAUGUGAGGACACCUUUGACAAAAGUAGUAUCACCACAAGAUGAUGAUGAUGAUGAUGUAAAGUUUAAGGCAUUAGACCUUGAUCCCACCAAUUGUACUUACAGUUUUAUUACAGCUUUGUGCACAGUUAUAGGAUUUCUUCUGAGAAUAAUAUCUAUACAGUGGAACCUUGGUUCUUGAACUUAAUCCAUCCUGGAAGUCCAUUCGAGUCCUGGAACGUUCGAAAACCAAGGUGCGGCUUCUCAUUGGCACAGGCGGCCCAGAAACAAUAGCUGACAGCCACAUUGGACAUUUGGCGUUCGAAAACUGGAACACUUACUUCCACGUUUUCACCGUUUGGGAGCCAAUUUGUUUGUCAACUAAGCCAUUCGAGAACCAAGGUUCCACUGUACCGUGGGAAUUCUGAAAUGCACACUGUUACUGUAACUGGCACAAUGUAUAAGUAUUCCUCAAUUUACUACCUUUCCCCUCUUUUCGUAGCGUUCAAAAGUUAAGUGAAUUUCUCUCAAGUGAAGAAAUAGGGGAGGAACAUGACAAAUGUGCAGAGCCAAGAUGCAAGGACAACCACAGCAAAUACCAGGCAGUUGUAAGUGCUAAUAUUGGAUUGCGGGCCAAAUAUUUGCCUCCCGUUCUUUAAUCCUUGUGAACCACCCCAAUAACUUUGUCAGUUCCCUUGUAAUUAAUUAAUAGCUACGUUGGCAAAAUCUUAAAGCUAGCUAAGGACUAUACCAUGACUAUUUUUGUUUAAGGCCAGCAGUGGGUAGAGUGGGGGGGGGGGACACUGGCUGUCAUAAUCAAGUGGGGAGGAGAAAGCCCAUCCAUACCAGAAAUGGUUAAGAGGUAGCAGUAGAGGCUGAAGGUGACCCAACCAGUCCAAUGAAAAGGUACAAUUUGUUAUUGGCUUCCAGGGCCUAGUGUAGGCAAUGGUUGCUGUCUGUAGGGUCGGCUAGCCAGGCAGUCACUGCACAGUUGCACAAUGCUGAUUGACACACAAACCUGUCUCCUCUGCUUCUUACCAACCAUUUCUAGGAGGGGUUCGGUGUAUCUUUUCCCCUCAGUCCCUCCCCAAUCAUGAUUAAUGAUUGCACCAGAAAACCAAGUCAUUGUCCACUCUUGCUUAAGAUUCUUUCACAGUCCUGUCACCACUCACCAUGUAUUUCUGUCUUCCUGAUCUUGCACAGCCCCUCAAAGUUGUUAACCGUAAGAGACCUGCCAGAGAGGACUGGAACAAUUACAGCUCUCCUUUAAGAAGACCUGUUAGCACCACAGAAGCAGAUGAUUAUUGUGUAAAGGUGGUAAUAAGGUCACUCUUUCUAAUAAUGUUGUUACUAAUAAGCUCAGAGUUCUAGAGCCUGGAAAACCCACAUUUGCAUUUAGAAAGCAAACAAAACAUGACUACUGAGGAGUAAGUUCUCAUUGAAAGAUUGUGGCAUUUAUCUGCCUCUUAAAGAUAGAAAUAAAAAUAGUUUGGUAGCAUGGUUAUCAGUUUGUGAAAUGGAUCUUCUUGAAACGUUCUAAUUUAGCCCAGCUUUCAAGAUGUUUUUGAGCAUAAUUUGUGUCAGGUCUCAAACUAGAAUCUGCUUUUGAUGCUAGAGCUUGACACUGGAAAAUAUUGUGUGAGAGUGGAUAAUAGUGUCUCUGAGCUAGUACGCAGUCUGCAUUUCUACUGACAUUGUCUUCACACAUCAAAAGCUAGUGAAAGGCUUCUAGUCCAGAGGGUAGUGUUUUCAGGCAGACACUUUUUUUAGAAGCAUCUCCUCCUCCAGCUGUAUGAUUCCUCACUUACUAACCUUCACUCCUAUGUCCUAUUGUGCUCCCUUAACAAUGCCUUCUUUGCAUUAUAUAUGAAUGACGAGGGCACAAGUGGUUUUUCUGUAGCUCAGGAAUUCUUUCUCCCAGCAACUUGUGAGGGCAGUUCUCCUCAGGAAGCUUUACCCGAAUUGAAAUUGAGUUAUUGUGUAUAAGUUUGUGACUAUUUUAGUUGUGUGGUUUAUAUUUAAUUAAGCUAUAUGUUCUGAUUAAGUUGAGCAUUUUUUAAAACCUGUGCAUGUUUACUCAGAAGAAUGGGAAUUAUCUUCAUGUGCACAUUAGAGCUUUCAUCCUCAACACAUUUAUUAGGGAGCGAGUUCCACUGAAACUUACUUCUGAGUAAACAAGCUCUGCAACCAGCUCUGAAGGAAAUUAUAAAACUCAAUAGGAAGAAUUGUGGAAUUUUAUGUUUGCUUUGUAUAAGCCACAAGAGGUAAAUUAAGAUUUUUCAUUUUUUAAAAAAAAUGGUAAGGCAAUUUGCAUUUGAUACUCAAACAAUACUGUGCUGAUGUAACAUACAUCUAUCUCCAUGCAGUCGCCAGUAUCUGGUUAUGGUGAGACCAGAGAGACUCCUGGCUGGGAACUGUUGCAGUUACUAUGCCCAACUGAAGUAAUCUCAGUUUUCUGUCUCCUAUGAAAGCUUGGAGUUUGAUUAGGGUCUGAUGAACAAGGACACUAUGUUUCCCUGGCACAGGGGAAGGAGUUAUAACAGACCAGUUGGUUUGUGGUUUGUGCACUAAAGAACAAAAAGAUAUCAUUAGCUUGGAGAUGAUCUAGUUGAAUGUAUGUGGGGUGUUACCAAGUUGUAGUUUUAAGGUUUAAAAUUUCCAAUUAUUGUUUUUUUUACAUCUAUUUUUGAUUGCUAGCCAUCUUUGAUGCACAUUUGCCCAGAAAAGUGGUAAAAAAUAUUUUUUAAUAUAAUAAAAAUACAUAACUUAACAAUUCUCAAACUAGCCAAACAAGAAUGCCCAUUUUAAUAUAGUCCACAUACCACAGAAUCUCUUAAAAUAAUACUCAGAUGAAAGCAUAGAAAUUCAAAUUGGUCAAAAAAGGAUAAGCAAGAAAUUAGAUAGAUCAAAGUGGGGUGUGGCCAAACUUGCUUAUUGGAAAACCGCAAAUAAUUUUAAAAGAAAAUGUCUGAGUGAGAUUUUGCAACAGCAUGGAUUAUUUAUCUUUUUUGCUAUUGUUGCCAUAGGUCACAAAUGGAUUUUUCACUUGGACACCUGAAGGCUCUCCAACAUUGUCCAGCAUUGAUAUUCGAAUCCCUCAAGGUACUAACCCACUUAUUAUAUUUUUUCCCCAACAAUUUUUAUUGGUUUUUACAUAAAUUUUCUUUGCAUAACAUCAUCACAACCUUUUCCCAAAAAUAAAACAUUUGGCUCCAUGAGCCUGUGACUUCCUUCCUCCCCGAUUAAUGGUUUUCAAACUUAAUCUCUAUACAUUGCAUUUUCCUGUAUUUCUUAUUCCUGUUAAAUCUUAUCCUUAUAUAUUUCCUUACUUAACUACAAUAAGUAAUAAAUUUAUCCUUACAAAGCUUCCUAUAAUCCUACUAGCGAUAUUAAUUGUUUACAGUUGUCUUUCAAAUACAGUGGUACCUCGGGUUAAGUACUUAAUUCGUUCCAGAGGUCCGUACUUAACCUGAAACUGUUCUUAACCUGAAGCACCACUUUAGCUAAUGGGGCCUCCUGCUGCUGCUGCGUCACCGGAGCACAAUUUCUGUUCUCAUCCUGAAGCAAAGUUCUUAACCUGAAGCAAUAUUUCUGGGUUAGCGGAGUCUGUAAUCUGAAGCGUAUGUAACCUGAGGUACCACUGUAUAACAUAAAUUUACUCCAGUCUUUCUGGAAAACCUGGUCCUGCUGGUUCUGGGUUUUUCCUGUCAGUUUCGCCAAUUCUGCAUAGUCCAUUAAUUUCAUCUGCCACUCUUCUUUUUAUUAUACCAAACUUUUUUCUUUUUUUCAAUAACUGAUCCAGCAAUGGAGAUCUGCAUGCAGAAAUAUGCUCCUGUGCAGGAAUCGCAUACCAAUGUGCAUUCAUAUCUGUAUCAGCACUCCACAGUGUGGGUGGGGAGUAUGCCUUUCCACACCCACCUUUGCAAUAUCACCUAGUGCUCCUGUGUGAAUGUAUUAUUGAAUGUUUACUUGUUGAGCGCAACUUUUUCUGGAUCAGGGCUCACUAUCUGUAGUAAAUUUAAACUUCAAAUAAAAUUAUUUUUUGUUACUGCAGGUCAAUUAACAAUGAUUGUGGGACAGGUGGGCUGUGGUAAGUCAUCCCUCUUGCUAGGGAUACUUGGGGAGAUGCAGAAGGUAUCUGGGAAUGUAAUCUGGAACAGGUAAUUUUAUUCAUACUUUAAGUUACUGUGUAGUUUAUGCAAGGGAUACAGACUUAACUUCAAAGCUAUGUUCUUGGUGCAUGUGAAUUAAAUCACUGUUUUGGUGAAGACCAAACCAUGUUUAUACUGUAUAUUUUAUAUUGUGGUUAAGAACAGGCAUAGGCAAAGUUGGCUCUCCAGAUGUUUUGGGACUACAACUCCCAUCAUCCCUGACCACUGGUCCUGCUGGCUAGGGAUGGUGGGAGUUGUAAUCCCAAAACAUCUAGAGGGCCGAGUUUGCCUAUGCCUGGUUAAGAACAUCGGUUUUCCUUACUUACAUCUUCCACAUAUAUGCAACUGCAAACAGCCCCUAAUUCUAAACAUAUAUAUUUGUAAGUAAACCCUACUGAUUUCAGCCAAAGCACAAGAAUACUGCUUUAAGAGCCUGGGGAAUUGCCGUAUACAGAAACUACAUAUAAAGAAAGCAGAACUGUUGGCUUGAAAUUAUAUUUACUCUGCCUGUGCUGGUAUGUUCUAUGCAGAAUCAACACUAUCUUAAAUCAAGAAAUCAGUGUGGGUCUACUAAUAAUUGCCUCACAAUUAAUAUUCUCUUUGUCAGUACUUUUGUUAAAACAUUCAGUUAAUUUGAAAGAAAACACACUAUGGAAUCCAGCAGUUCACGUUGCAGUUUGUUUUCUCAGCUACAUCUCCAUUCCAGUGACCAAAUCAUAUAUCCUUAUGGUGUUCCUUUUGAUGACAGUUUGCAAUAAAUAUAAAUUUUAUUAUAUAGAUUUUGACAGUGUCUCUUAAAUCAUGUAUGCAUGAAACAUACUGCUGUUAUAAUUUGUUCCUAUCCACUGUGUAGCUAUGGCUAUUAUUAAGUUAUACAAUAGUAGCGUCUUUCUAAUACCUGUGUAUGUCCUUCCCAAAUCAGCAAGUGUAAUUUAUGUAAUUUAUACAUCCCAAUGGCUUUUUGUUAGCUUUCCCCCCAUUUUCAGUGAAAAUCAGCAGAGUGGGUUGGUUGUUCGACCUAGUGGUCAAAAGGCAAGCUGCAACCUUUUGAGAGGCAGGCAUCCAGUUCUGCUCCUGCCUUUGGUUGAAGUGCAGCCAGUCGCCAUUGCUCUCGCUAAUGGAGUAAAACUAAAUUAUUGAUCAUAUUUAUAUGCAAGUGCUAUUUAUUAAAUGCUAUUAAGCAAUUACUCUCUGAGGAGGAGGAGUUACAAAAUGGAAAAGCAUGCUUCUCAACAUUGGUUGAAAUAAAUUUACAAAAGAUAAAUUCUGUAACAGCGGGCAUUAGGGGGAUGACUUACCUGUAUGGGUUCUUUGUGGUUAGGGUCCUAUUAAAAAAAUAUGGUACCUACAUCAUUCUUCACCAUGGAAUCAUAAUUUCAAUAUACAGUAUGCUGUUCUGGCAUACUUAAAUGUAGGUAUUAGCAACCUAAUUUCUCCAUAUGAUGUCCAUUGGUUGAAACCUGCACUAAUAACUUUUAGACAAAUCCUACUUUCAGCAUAGCAUUUGCAUUCUCAGUUUGCUGAAUCACACUAUUUAUCAAGCCCACCAAGAAUUGGCAUAACUCAACAACGUAAACUUUUAGGAUUCAUGAGGGUUCCUUCAUGUACACCUUUAAGUCUUUAAUGCAAGUAUUAUUCCACUGCAGCUCACAUGAACAUUUUGAAAGUACUAAAUAUAAGCUUCUGAUAACCACCAAACAUUCAAGAAAGAUGGUGGCAAAUCAAGCCAUAUGACUGGAGUCUUGCACUGGUUGAUCAUAUUGCUCCAGGUUGACUGCUAAAAUAUUGUAAAGUGCCUGAAGUAAGAUGCUGUUGACCUCAGUUUGAAGCAACUCUAUGAAAAAUAUUUUGCAGCGUACAUGCAAAGUAGAAUGUCAUCGUUAAUCCUCCUGUAAGCAAACGGUUCAAAAGUACCUGUAUGAACAAUAUUCUUUUUUCCCCCCUGAUGAUGCAGCAUUCCUGACAGCGAGACAGGGGAAGAUGUCAGGUAUACACAUGAUUCUUGCUCAUCAUGAUAUCCUAAAUCUAUUGUGUUGCAAAGAAACAAAGUACUGUACAGUUUGGCUUUACAGUAUUAACUGCUUGAAAUGAUUCUUUAUUAAACAUUUCAGCUUUUACUUAAUUUUUCUUACUCUCUUGACAUUUCUUUUUUUUUUUUUCUUAUUUACACAUCCCAUUUUAUAGAACCAAAUGAAAUAAAAGAAUCUGCUAGGCAGAUGAACAUGUGUUGGCAUAGUUUUUACUUAUUUAUUUAUUUUAAUUAUAACACUCCUUAGUCUUCUAGCCUAAAAGGCAAGAUACCAAAAAGUAAACUUUGCUUUGACAUAGCUCAUCUGCUUCAUGCUGCUUUUCUGAAGAGUGUUCGUGUACCACCUCCUGCAGAGAUGGAAAUAGAUAAUUACUGACUUCCCAGUUCCUGGGAUUUUCAUCAUGUCUAUUAGUUUUCUUCCCUAGCUUAUCCUAGUUAUGAGAUGAUAUCUAGAUACUUUUGCUCAGCAAAACAGACAGUUUCAAUAUCUUCAUACAUAGUAUCAUAAACUGAUGUGGAUCAGAUUUCCCCCCACCUAUAAACUAAAAUACAAAAAAGUCACAUGUGAAACAUGCUUAACAUGGAGAUUAAUUCCAAAGCAGUGUGCAUAGCAUGGAAGCUUCAGAAUGUAACCUAUAUUAAAAUUUAUUGCGAGUUUUCAACAAAAGAUACAAUUAAAAAACAAGGAGGAAGAAAGAAGAGAAGAAAAAGAAAAAGAAAGAAAACCAUAUAUAUAUAUAUAUAUAUAUAUAUAUAUAUAUAUAUAUAUAUAUAGUACCAAGCCCUCUAUCACAAUAUCUUGGUCCUACAAGUUGCUUUCUGAAGAGAGGUUUUUUUCUUAUCAACCAACAUAAAAGUACCUGUACAACAAGGUGAACUAUUAUCCAAAUGAUUGCCAGAAGACUGUGUUAUGUUUGAUACAGUAGAGUGGGGCGAGUCAAAUCACAGUCAUAACAGAAUAGGAAAUGAAAAUGUAUCGAUAUAUGCAUGACAUGCUGUAGUAAGUUUUGUGGUGUUGUUCCCCUGAGGUUGUAUUUACCUAAAUUUAAGACCUGCUUAGGAACAGAUUAUUGUUAUUAUGUCCUGAUAUGUAAAACUACAGAAUUCGAAGAGGGUGUACUUUCUUUUUCCCAUGACUGCAUCUAUAUAUUAUUUGUCAAGGUAUAUGUCAUUUAUUUACUUCUCUUAAUUUUAGAACUCAGGCAUAUCUAAAGUAUUUGCAAAAGUGCAUUAAUACUCCCAUUUUACAAUAUACUGUACCUUUUCCUGCAGCCCAGAAAGAGAAACAGCUGUUGACAGUGAAACCAGGUACUAGUUAAUUAUUCCUUCAGGGUCAAUCCUGGGUUAUGCAUCACCCUAUGAUCCACAUCCAGUCGUGGUGAUCCUUCCAGGGUGCCAUUUGGGGAGUUCUACAGCCUGUUACUCCCCCCCCCCCCGGGGCAUUUAGAUAGAAUCCUUCCUCCUGGAUCCUUUUACAGGGGUAUGCUGUUUCUUUGAGCUAGGAAGAGGGUAGGGCUCCAUCCCACCCCCUUUUCCUAGACUAAGGAUACAGUCCAAUGCCUUUUGCACCACCUGAGUCAGCCCCACCUUGCUUGUUCACCACCAUACCUCUCAUAUCUGCAACCAAUCACAUAGGCCCCAGUAGAUGUCCAGCAGCCAACCCUCAUUGCCCAUCAGUGGUAGGUAGCUGCCAUCAGGCCUGCAAAGAUCCACAUUACUGAACGUAAUGCUAGGGGGCUGAAUUACCUGGCCCCCCAGGUGAGACACUGUGUAGAACAUUGCCUUGUUCACUUUCUUCUGGUUACGGUAGGCACCUAUGAGCUCCAAGCCCACCUUGCCAGUGUGUUUUAGGAUGUCCCCCAUGCAGGGCCUCAAGUUCAGUGGUUGCUGUGAAAAUGAGAUCUAUGCCCUUGCUGCUAACCAGGUCGUCCUUGCCUAGCUGAAUCACCAGGGCAUCUAGCAGCCCAUGUAGUACACCAUGUGGUAUAAGCCAUGGCAUCAGGCUAGCUAAAUGUAUGCCCCCCUGGGCUUAUCAAGUAAUAUGGGCUCUGGCCUCUAGGCAAAGCUACUGGCCCCAGAAAGUUGUUGUGGCAUGCACAGGAUCCUUUAAAAGUGCUGUUCAGAUUUCAGCUCUUUUUUCCAUGCACCAGAGGUGCAAAUCUUGAAUAAAUUAUUUGGGGUGGAGCAGGAAAGCCCCACCCCUUAUAAUCUGUCACAAGACACAGUGUGCACACACUAUUUAAAUGGCAAUGCCCAUCAACUUUGGGGCCCCCUCAAAUAUUUUAUGGGGGGGAGGGAUCUCAGCCCCUAGGGGUUGGCUCCUAUGCCAGGCACUAGUAAGAGCCUUUUUUCUACCACAGUGAGGCUCCCCAGGGGGAGUAAAACCCCAACCCCUAACCCAGCUCAAAAAACUUUGGCCUCUUUUCCAGGCCCAGCUGCCACCACAGGAGUCUUCAGCUGCUUUAGUAGCCAAAAUAUUAUCUGGCUACUUAUUAGACCUCUUCAGGAGCAUCCUCACUCCCCGACAUCUGUUGCCCACUGCACUGCCGAAUGCAAGUGCACCUGGCUUACAUAGUAUGGUGACGGAUACAAGCUUCCUCUCUGAAAACAACUCAGAGCUCUUUCUGUAACAGAAAAAAAUUCUGAAAAACAAUUAUGCAAUAAAGUCCUUUCAACUGGGUCAGCCUUUCCCUGACCACUGGUCCUGCUAGUUAGGGAUGAUGGGAGUUGUAGUCCAACAACAGCUGGGGGACUCAAGGAUGAGUUAGGUUAAACCUUUUUGACUAGCGUAUCCUUCAUAUUUAUAGGGCAAUGUAAUAUUAAUCUAGAGCCACUUACAAUAGCUUUUGCUACCCCCAAAAAAAGAUGCCUUUUGUAAUACAAAAAUCAGAAAUUAAAGCUAUUACAGUCGAACCUGACUGUAACCUUAAGCACAAUAACAUUUUACCAGAGACACAUCUCUUGUGACAAUAUACCUUUUUUCAGGAUAGAGAUGGAAUAUUAAUUGAUGUUUAAAAUAAGACAUUGAUGACUACAUUAAUGAAGAAUAAUUUCCAUGUCUGUUUCAGUAAAAUAAAACAAAGUCCUUCUGUGGUUUUUUUGUUUGUUUGUUUCCAGGAAAAGAGAAUCAGUGGCAUAUGCUUCCCAGAAACCAUGGUUGCUAAAUGCUACUGUAGAAGAAAAUAUCACUUUUGAAAGCCCUUUUAAUACACAAAGGUUAGUGUACUUAAAUGCCUUGUAAAUGCAAAUAAUAGUAAGUCUAUCUUACCACCCUUAUAGUGAACGUUUUUUAUUGCUGUUGACAGUACUCCUCUCCUGGUUACAUAGUACAAAUGUGGAAUUGUUAUGACAGAGGUGACGGUCUUUGAACUGUAAUGAUUUAAAACAUUCAAUCAUAUUGAGCAGUGAUCCUUCCUUAAAAGUUCAGUAUUGACUGCAGGUAUAACACACCUUCUUGUCUGAGCACCAAUCUAAGCAUUACAUCAUCCACAAGGAAGCAACUGAAAAACAUUUCCACAUGGCAGAAUUGUCACAAAAGUGAUUCAAUAUGUGAAGCUGCUUUCUAAAUGGCAUGGUCCAAUUGUGUGGAGAGACAGUUUGCCAGCAUUAUGUGAGGUGCAAUCCAUCUCUUGCCAGAAGUCUUUCCUCAAGAAAGCAGAGAACAUUGUCCAAGAAACCAAACUUUUCCUGACUACAUCACCUGUGCAGCCAGUGGUUUAUUUUCAGUAUUUUCCUUCUGGGCCACAGUGUUCAACAGGAAGGAGUGAUGAGAGAAACACCUGUGCUCCAAGGCCCUUCAGCUUCCUACUCAAAGUCUCAUAGUCCCUUGCUAUAUGUUGAAGGUUGUGUCUGGCAGCAUGAUUUGUACCCACAUGAAUCAGAAGGAAAGGGUUGCAUUGUAGAUGUAUGUUGUAGAUGUAGCCACACUUCCACUUGCCUAGAAAGCACAAGUCCACAUAGUUUUCCCCUUACCCCACUUCUUUCCCAGGAAAAGCCCACUCUUUAGCUCUUCAUCAGAAGAAACAAUAAUCCACAGAAAACCCGAUUGCCAUUUGCUCCUAUUGAAUGCUAAAGAGCCAUUUUCCCUGGGGAAAAGCAGCGGGACAAGAGGAUGUGUGGAUAAGCCCUCCAUCUCUUCAGAGGAUUGAUCCCAGCGACAGAACCAGGGAAUGCUUCAUUUAUUUCUAACCUUUGGACUACCUGUAGUAUAGUGCAUUAUUAGCUAAAAUGGCAUUUAUUUGCCUGGAACAGAGUUCCCAUUAGAACAAUUAGUGCUUAGCAAACAUGCAUUUUCCAGCGUGUGACUUCUCCAGAUGAUUAAUUUUGCUCUUAAAAGCAGGUAAAAUGUGCUUGUGAGGCAGUCUCUAGGUGAAUUGACAAUUACCAGUUCUGUUUCCACAGGUACAAAGCAGUAAUUGAUGCUUGCUCUCUUCAGCCUGAUAUUGACAUACUUCCUCAUGGAGACCAAACACAAGUUGGAGAAAGGGUUAGUGACCAUAUGCAAUAUGUUUGUUUGUUUUUUAAUUAAGCACCCAAACUUGUCAUGUGUUCUUGAAAUUCUAACUGUUACUUGACAAAACCAAUUUGUAAAGCAAAUUGAUAUUAUUGGUUUGAAAGCUUUACAUGUCUGAAACAAUGUUAAAGUUUCAUCUAACAAAGUGGGGGGGUUUCCAAUCUGCAGUCACCACUCCUGAUCUCACUGAAAUAUUGUAUUUGAGGUGUAUAUUUACUGAAUAAAAUAAGAAUUUUAGUAAUCUAGCAUGUAUUAGUGAAUGAUAUUUUUCAACAUUCCAAUUUAAGUAGGAGCUAGCAAGAUUUUCCUUAAUAUGACAGGCUAUGUAUAGAAAUAAAUGGUAGCUGCUGCUUUUAUAUGAGAAAGUAACAGGAUUUCAGUUGGGGACAAAGUUGAAUUGGGGUAAAACUUAUUGGGUGUUCUGAUAAUCAAAGACAAAGCAGAUGUUAUUGGUUUGCUGGAUCUCCUACAUGAGAUCCAGGCAUCUAGUUGAAGGAUGAGAUAGAAGCAGAAGGGAAGCUGACACAGAACACAAGAAAACUAAGAAUAGCUAAGGUGCAACAUACAAGAUUUGGGGGGAAAAGUCUUAGAAACACCAAGGAUAAUAAGACAGGAAGAAUAUAAAGCAUUGCAAAUGAGCUGCACAAACAAGGUUUCAUCUUGUAGCAGUGUAUGUUUUCAGAGAUAACAUUGUCAAAAUCCAAUGGGAUAAAGUGUUGGAUUUUCACACAUGAGACAGAUCCAUAUCUCAUGGGAUGAGAAACCUGUGACCCUCCAUCUAGCAUGACCAAUUGUCAGGGAUAAUGGGAGUUGUGCCCCUGCAAUAUAUGGAGUGCAAUAGAAUUCCCAUCCCUGCUUUAAGUGUCUUAGUCAAGUCAUUGUAUCACAGACUAGGGAUGGGGCACUUGUGACUGAUAUGGUGUUUGACUCCAGCUCCUAUCAACCCCAGCCAGCAUGGUCAAUGGUCAAGAAUUAUGGGAGUUCAGCAACAUCUGGAGAGUUCCCUAAAAGUUCCCUAAACUGUUGCAGACAUAGUUCCUCAUAUUGACUUCAGGAGCUGUAGUGAAAGUCAUUGAUGAAACACUUGUAUUUUAAAAGUAAUUUGUAAAUUGUUAACAAUAGGGUAAGUAUUUUGAAGAAUGAGAAUGAAGAUACAGUACUGGCUGCCUUGUUUAACAGCAUUUGGUAUUUCUGUCUAUCUUUUUUCAAAGUCACUCCCAUAUGAAGAUUUAUUAAAGCAAAAUUUGAGCUAUGAUGCUUCAGAACUGAUUAUAUAGCCUUUCAAACUGAAUUGUUUUGUCUUUUAUUCCAGGGCAUUAAUCUUUCUGGAGGUCAACGCCAGCGGAUCAGUGUGGCAAGAGCUCUCUACCAACACACAAAUGUUGUAUUCCUGGUAAGUUGGCCAUAACUAAAUCCACUCUCUAAACUGAGGAUUGCAAAAUUCUGUUGUACUGCCCGCAUAUAGCCAUCCACCUGCACAAUGCUAAUAUUAUAUUAAUUAAUAUUCAAGAUACAGUGAUAUGACACCAUGGAAAUGAGACCAUUAUAAGUAUUCCAGAAUGGAUGAGGGGCUAGGUUUUAGCAUCUUUUUGCUCAGAAGCUAUGAACAAUUUUGAAAAAAAGGAAUUCCUGUGAAUUUAUUUUACAUUAUUUUAAUGCACAUCUAGAAAGUUUUGUUUUCAUUCAUAUAGUAGGAUUCAUAUGGAAGGUUCCACCUUUCCUGGAAGGUCAUAAAAAAUAUGACAAAACAAAAGCUACUUCUCCUGCAAAAGUAACAGUGCACCAUUACUGAGGAAAUAUCUAAGUAUAUAUUUUGUCUUGGUUAGGAUGAUCCUUUUUCUGCACUGGAUAUUCACUUGAGUGACCACCUCAUGCAAGAAGGAAUCCUGAAUAUGCUAAGAAAUGACAAGAGGACUGUUGUUCUGGUUACCCACAAACUACAAUAUCUGCCCCAUGCUGAUUGGGUGAUGAAGCUUUCUUUGAAUAUAGAAGAAAAAAGUGAUUUGCUAAUAUUCACAACCUGCUUGUAUAUGUUUGCAUGCCUGGUUCAACAAAAUAUAAGCACUCUUAAACAAAACUGACUUCAAUGAAAUGGGUAUUUAAUUAUCCAUCUGCUUGUGUGCUGUCCUAACAUCUUUACAGCCCUGGUUAAAUAUUUUAUUUUGUGACUUUGCACUGCCAUAGCCCUUGGCAACCCCAUCAUAGGUAAUGUAACAGCAAGUCCUGGAACCAAUUCACACUUUACUUCAGGAGUGGGGAACCUGUGGCCCUCCAGAGGUUGCUGAAUCAUUCAUUGCAAUCAUUCCUCUCCAUUCGUCAUGCUUGCUGGAACUGGUGGGGAGUUGAAGUCCAAUGACCAUUAAAUAUGGGAGCAGAACUUGGGAAGGGACUCUAUCUUCCUAUAUUGCUUGUGAUUAAGACAUUUCAUUUACUUCCAGGGUGUUCAAGCAAGCAGCUUCUUGGUGUGCUUGCAGGUGUCAUAGAUAAUUUUUAGGUAAUAUUGUAUAUACUUUAUGACAAAGAUAAAAUGGACCAUUGUCAGUGGCAUUUAGGUUCAGUCCAUAAAAAUGCCAAAAGAUUAAGUAUGUAAGUAGACCCAAAAGAAAGGAACUAAGCACAAUUUGAAAUACAGCUCCUUUUAAAGCACCACGAUAGACUUUCUAAAAAGAGUGGCAUUGCACACUCAAAACAAGUUCACCUAUUAGAAUAAAAAAUUUUAACACAUAGCUUAAUUCUGCUUGUCAUUCACAAGUUAUGUGAAGUUUAAAACUAUCUUUGGAUGAGGGAGAACAAGCCCUCCUUUAAGCAAGUAAAAUAAAUAUAUAAUCAAAAAAGAAAGAAACUUAGCAGGAAUUAAAUAUGAGUUAAAAACAUGUAUACUAAUUAAAGCAGCUUUUAAUGUGUGGUGUUUUUUUUUUAAAGAACAGACUUUGUUGACAAGCUAUAUCUUAUAUUGUUUCAGAUUAUUGCAAUGAAAGAUGGUACCAUUCAAAGAGAAGGCACUCUCAAAGAUAUUCAGAAAUCAGAAUCCGAGCUCUUUGAACACUGGAAAACACUCAUGAAUCGACAGGACCAAGAUCUGGAGAAGGCCAGUUUAGUUUUUCUUUAGGUUUACAUUACCUGAAGCAUUUGUAGUUCAAAAAUAUGGAAUGAUAAAUGAAAUUCAAAUGAAUAGCAGGACAGUCCAGAAUCCAGCAGGGAAGAACAAAGUGGGGGAUCCAUCCCAUUUGUGCCAACCAGGAUGGCGGUUAGAGAUGGGGCAGUUGUUUUGUCUUCCUUCCUGUGCCAGCUCCAGGCUGGGGGUGCAGAAGGGUCCAGAUCGGAACCUUCUCCGACAAAUGGACUAGCUUUGAAUCAAAUAGAUCCAUCACUAGCCUUGCCUGUUUUGAAGCCAUAAACCAGCUACCACCAGCAGAAACACUGCCAGACAGAAAGUUCACAUUAGUAAUUUUACCCUGCUGCGUUUCAAGCCACAGUUGCACAGUGUUGUUCACAUCAGAGAAAGGUUGGGAAUGCAUUCCCCUGGUGUGUAUGAUCUUUUUGGUGUGCAUCCCCAGAACACAGCACCCCCAAAAAAGCCCCUCCUAUUCAUUAAGCUGCCAUCUGCACAUAAUGUGCUGACCUGCAUAUGUGAGAUGACUUACUCUACAUCUAGUUUUCUAGUCAGAUUGAAGCUAGUUUGAGAAAAAACACAUCAAGCAGCAGUUUUCGUCAAGAAACUACAGGAUUGAUAUGGAUUGUGGCAGCAUCAUGUGCAUGCAGCCUCAGAAACUAGUAAUGGGAGGACACUUGCUAUCAAGUAAGCGGUAAUCACCUUGCCAACAAAGGUUUGAAUAAUUAAAGCCAUGGUUUUCCCAGUAGUGAUGUAUGAGAGUGAGAGCUGGACCAUAAAGAAGGUUGAUCGCCGAAGAAUUGAUGCUUUUGAAUUAUGGUGCUGGAGGAGACUCUUGAGAGCCCCAUGGACUGCAAGAAGAUCAAACCUAUCCAUUCUGAAGGAAAUCAGCCCUGAGUGCUCACUGGAAGGACAGAACCUGAAGCUGAGGCUCUAAUACUAUGGCAACCUCGUGAGAAGAGAAGACUCCUGGAAAAGACCCUGAUGUUGGGAAAGAUUGAGGGCACAAGGAGAAGGGGACAACAGAGGACGAGAUGGUUGGACAGUGUUAUCAAAGCUAUGAACAUGAGUUUGACCAAACUGCGGGAGGCAGUGGAAGACAGGAGUGCCUGGUGUGCUCUGGUCCAUGGGGUCAUGAAGAGUCAGACACAACUAAAUGACUAAACAAUAACAACAACAACAAGCGGUAAUCUGAACAUACCCAGAGAUAGCUUCUCAUUCACCUGCGGGUGCAACAGGGGCCUCUGCAGAGAUGAAGUCCCCAUGCUCACCUGUCUGCAGCAGCAGAGGCCACCAGAAUGUGGAAGAGGGGUGCCUUUCCCGUUCCUAACCCCCUCUAGUGUCACAUAUCAGGAAUUAUACAAUGAUACUUCAUCACUCAGUUUGGCAAGGGAGGUGUUAUUCUUCUGUAUGGUCUGUACCUGAAACCACGUUUGAAUCAACCUUCCCAAAGAGAUGUUCUUGCAUAAGAAAACUGGAAUUUGACCAUAGUAAAUAAAAGUAAGGUCAUAACAUACAAAGAAGAAGAAAUUGGUUGACUUAGGAUGCAAUCCAAACCAUGGCCUUGGACUAGAGCUUAACAGAGUGGUAGGACCUCAGCCCUGCAGCUGACACCAGGCAAGGUGGAAGGCAGCAGGAGGGAAAUUGCUGCAAAAACCUGGGAGUGGCAAAAGAAUCGAGCCCAAAAUGAGCCUGAUGCCAUCAUGUAAUGCAGUGGAACCAGCUUGGGAAUCAGUGGGUCCUGGGCAGCCCCUCCCCUCCCCUGCAAUACCCCAUUUCAAAGUAUUAUGUGGACUGCUGCCAGGACACCACCCUUUUGAGAUAACACCCUUUCAGGACACCUCUGUCCCAUCCAUAAAAGCACACUAGCACAAUGGGGGUUUGCUCUGCAGUGUCCCGUAUUAUGUUUACAUAUUGGGAAAGAUGUUUAAAAUGUGAAUACUGAAUAGAAGCAGGACGAUCAGAGGUGUGGUGCCAACAGGCCUUUGUAGUUGAUUAUUUUUUUAAUUAAUCAGUUGCCUGAAGUAACUAUCCCUAUUAGCUAGAACUCUCUCUCUCCUACUCAGUACAUUAUCUCUCAUUUGUGAAUUAUGCUCACCCUCUUGGCCAUAGCUAGGUAUAAUCUGAUUGUUGUUGAACUUAGCUGUGAUGCUCCAAACCCUGGUGUUGAAAUGCAUAUCCUGAUCUCUUAAUCUUAGUUAAUGGCUGAGCUGCCAUUAUGUCUGCUUCACCCUCAAGUGAUAGAUGGCAUUGGCUAUCUUGAGAGCCUGGUGUGUGUAUGCCUAAGGGAUUCCUAAUUCAUGACAGUUAAAUGCAUUUUACUCGCUUCAUUUCUAACAGCAGAUUGAUUUGAAAAUAUAAUUGUUUGGAAACAAAACCUUUAAAAACGAAAAACCUGCACACUCAGUGUCACUUGUUUCUCCUGCUUUUAGGAGACCUUAAUCGAACGAAAAGCUGUGUUAGACAGGACAAACCUCCAAAGGACAAAGAAUUCUCGAGAAACUCUUCUCCAAGAUGAAGAGGAGGAUGAAGGUGAAGUUGUAUUCCAAACAGGACUUUUCUGAAUAAUUUUUGUCAUUCUGUCCUUGACAGUAGUUCACAACGCCAAUAAAGUAUUUUUUAACUGCUGAUGUACAAGUCAAAGGUAUUCUUUGUUUGCUAGCACAAGUUUAAUAGGAGAUUCUUGUUUCAGCAGAACUAAUUUUAACUGCACGUUAGAGCCAUAAUUGAACAUUCAUGCACAUGUAGGUAUUUAUUUCAUUGUGAAAGACUUCAGAAGUAAUACAAGGGUCACUUUUCUUGUGGACUGCUAAGAUUGGAUUACUCCAUGCAUCUAUAAAUGAUGGUGUCCCGAGAAAAUUCUGAAGAUCUGUUAAAUAAUUUAAACUCUCUUUAAAUGUGAGAGUAAUGUGAGAAUAAUGAAUGGCUAGUCAACAGACCUACUAUUUUACUUAUUUUUUUGUAGAGCUUUUAUUUUCUAUCAUAGAAUUCUUAAGCCACCACAUUAUGUAAAAGUGGUUUAUUCUUGAAAGAAGGAGCCACUGGAAUCAGUGUAGAUGUGUUAAAAUAUCCUCUCUUUAGAUUUGUAUCAGUGCUUUAGUCUGUCCGCAUUUACAUACUCUUUUGUAUACAUUUGAAUAUACGCACAAAACACCUGAAAAUAUCUACAUAAUAUUUUGAGGUUUUCAGUUCAUGUGUCUACUCACCCCACCUACCAUGCAUAGAGCAAAAUGGACAAACUGGAAGAAAACUGCAAUCUGUUACAUACUUGCUUGCUAGUAAGUCCCCUUGAACGUGGGCCUUGUUGUGAAUAAAAAUGCAAAGAUUAAACAUGUUAGAUCACCUCUGGAAGUAGUUUAGCCCUCUAUAUGCUGUUGGACUACAUUAUCCUUGAGCAUCAGGGCUAGGUCAGCCAUUAGCCAGUACUGCAGCAGCAGGGCAGACGAUGAUAGCAAGGUAGUACUUCCCAUUUUGCCUCAAGUGAAGAAAUGAGACAUGCUGCCCCUGUGGAGCAUUGACCAUGCUGGUUGUGGCUGAUGGGAAUUGUUCUAGCAACUUCCUGAAGGCCGCAAGUUAGCUACUUGUGGUCUAGGGGCAAGAAAAGCUAGUCCUGUUUUUCCAGGACUUAACGUAUUGUUAGCACUACAUAAAGAUGAGGGGGAGAAAGGUUAUUUUACAGUACAAUAUUCCUUUACAGAUGAAAUUCCAGAAAGUGAUGAUGAUGACAAUCUAUCUUCUGUCCUUCACCAAAGAGCAAAGAUGCCUUGGCGAGCAUGUGGGAAAUACCUUAGCUCAGCAGGAUUCCUCCUCUUGCCUUUGCUGGUUCUUUCACAACUCCUAAAGCAUUCUGUUAUGGUGUCCAUUGACUUCUGGUUGGCACAGUGGACAUAUGAUGCUAUUGCUUUCAAGGUGGGACCCACAGAGAAGAACUGCUCUGUUUGUGAGGUAUGGUGCCUUCUAAGAUCCCAACACUGAUCUCUUGAUGCAAAGUAAUAUCUUCCUAGUUUUCUACUCAGGUAUAUACUAUACAAAAGUCAUAUGCUCUCUGAAGUUGUUUACAUUUCAAGUGGUCCUUGAAAAUAGCAUGAAUAGAGAGUAUUACUAUGUUUUGUUUUGCUUUCUGGGAUGUAGCAUUCUAGAUACUGCAAAUUGUUUAAAAAGAAGUAUUUUAUGCAUUUGCAGUACUGUUGCAAUGCAGUCUUCAACCAUUUUACUAGGGAGUAAAUCCCAUUGAACUCAAUGGGAUUUCCUUCUGAGUGACAUUUUAGGAUUGCAUUAUGAAUCUAUAAAAGCACAUAUUUCGUCAUGCGAACAAGAUAGCACAAGUAUUUUGAACACGUAAUGUGGAUAUAUAGGGCUGCCACCAAACAUGGUAUCUCAGCGUUUGUACUCACAAUUUUCUGUAAACAUCUAUUGAAAUUCUUUCAUGGCAUGACCUCAUGAUGUGAGUUCCCCUUCUGCAGCCCUACAUUACUAUUAAUCAUAAUUAACUCAUCAGAAGAGUUAAGAAUUGAAGCAACCAUUACAAUUAUAUUUUCUAAAACUCUUUCAUUUUCCUGUACAACCAUUAUUCUCAACUAAAGAAUUAUAUCUUAUGUAAAUUGCAAUGGCAUGGAAACUCUGUCUGUGUUAAUAAAAAAGACAGAAUCGAUUCAAAGAAGAUCAACAUAAUUAAGUUACUUGUUUCAAGGAGGGAUUAAUUGUUCAUGUGAGUCAGAUGUGAUGCUGGCAUUAAUUAAUAAAAAAAUGAGAUUGAAUCAUUUCUGGCAAUUUGUGUUUUAUAAGUAAGCAAUCUAUUUUAUUUAAACUCAUAGGGUGAUAGCCAAACUCUGCACAAGCAGACUUCUACUUGUGCAAUUGAACCUCCUCGUCCUCCUUCUCCCCACUGUGCCCCCAAUCUGCUCUAAAAGAUCCCCAGUGCUCCAGAGGAGACUUGUGGGGCCAUAGCAGACAGCAGUGGGGAGGAGAAGAAAAGGCUGUCUCCUUGCAGAAGCAGAAGUCCAUUCCAUUGAUGGACUGACAUAGUCUGCUCUUCUGCACAGUGGUUGAGGAUAAGUAACAACUAGAUGUGCAUACUAGCCCAUUUCUGCUAUAGUCAUUGUAUUUUAAAUGUUUAAUUUCAAGCAUUGCCAAAUUAUAUAUCUGUAUCUUAGCAAACCUAAAGUCUAAGUGCUGAAUGCUUUAUUUUCAUAAAUAUCAAGAGAGACUGAAGUAAGUACCGUAGCUAUGUAGACAGUUAAAUGGGGAAAUACCCUACAGUUAUUAAUCCUGCAAUUCUACAAGUUUUGUGUUUUUUGUUUCACCAUUUUUCUUCUCUGUCCUCUCUUUUAGGAAUCCAAGUUUAAUCAUUCUCCUUAUACAAGAAUAUUCAGCAUUCUCUGUUGCCUUGGAAUUAUAUUGUGUCUUGUAACAUCAAUAGCAGUAGAAUGGACUGGUUUAAAAGUUGCCAAGAAACUACAUUGUUUUCUGCUGAAUAAAAUUAUUUUGGCCCCAAUGAGGUAUUCUACUAUCAUGAAAUUCAAAGAUAAUGUUGUGAUAACAGUGAUUAAUAAUUGUUGUUUGUUUUGUUUUUGGUGCACCCAAAGAUCCCAAGGGCGAACUGCAGUAGCAUAGAGUUUCUUGUCCAAAAGGCUUUUACUAAGCAAACAAAAACAUUGAUAGACCAUAUGAAUGGCCUUCUCAGCAUCCUAUUCUAACCCAGAGUUCCCAUCCAUUAUUUCCAAUUUAAUCCAAUAUACCAUAAUCCUAUCCUAAUCCAUAGUUCAUAACCCUAAAGAUCAGUACAUCUUCAUCCAGUCCCACAACAAUCACUCAAUAAUAAUAAUAAUAAUAAUAUAUCCCCAUGCAAGUAGAUAAAUAGGUACCGCUCCGGCAGGAAGGUAAAUGGAGUUUCCGUGCGCUGCUCUGGUUUGCCAGAAGCGGCUUAGUCAUGCUGGCCACAUGACCCGGAAGCUGUACGCCGGCUCCCUCGGCCAAGAAAGCGAGAUGAGCACCGCAACCCCAGAGUCGGUCACGACUGGACCUAAUGGUCAGGGGUCCCUUUACCUUUACCUUUAUCUCAAUCCAACUAUAUAUUACACUGCACAAAUGUAUUACUGUCCUAUCAUAGAAUCAUAAAAUUAUGGCACUGGAAGGAAGCAAAAUGCUAAAAAAAGAUCAGUCACUCCAGUCCCCUACACAUGCAAUUCAUAUAAUUGUUAGGAGGAGAGAGCUCUAGGUGUAUUGUAAGAGAUGUUCCUCUAACAAUUAUAAUUUGCCAUAGUUGUCUUGUCCAAUCUAUGUCCAGUCAGUGGUUCAUGCUCUCAGGGUGGGGCUUUGACAUACAAGUGCCCUCAACAGAGUGAGCUCCAAAACUCAGUAGGGCUAGGCUAAUGCAUUUUGAAAUAAAUGAAGUGAUAGAUAUUUCCACAGAGAUAGCCAAUGUGAUGCACUCCAAUUGUCAGGGGUGAUGAGAAUUGUAGUCCAGCAACAACUAGAGGCCACCACACUGUCUACCCCAUCUUACCAUCUAUAGGGAGGGGGGGCACCAUAACAAGAUUUGAAGUAAUACACAUUAGCAUCUAAAGAGGGAGUAAGAGCAUUAACUCUGGAACCUAACAUUAGAUCCAAGGGUUAAUGAUCUUACUCCCUCUUUAGAUGCUAAUAUGUAGUAGCAUCUAAAGUCCCACUGAGUCCAUUACUUAUUCCUGCUGCAACAAUCUUCCCAUUGACCCUCUCAACAGUCUCCCAAUGGACACUGUGGUAUUCCGUUCCUUUAAAUCUAUUCUACUUUGAAGAGUAUUCUAAUGUUUCACUCUUCAGUUCAGAAAAAUAGAGCGUACCAUGGCUGUUUGAUUACUGUGACUUUAUUUGGGAUUGGUUUUAAACUCCUGAGACCUUUUAUAUCUCAAACAACAUAUUAAAAGGGAUUUUUACUGAACAGAUACGCAGAUAUACAGUUAAUAUCAGAAUAUAUUCUUGUUUAGAUGAGUAAAUAACAUUUCCUUUCUUUCCAAACCCAAUAAAUGUUUGGCCAUCAUUUAUGUUAUGUUAACAAGUCAAUGACCAAUUUCCCAUCAAAUUCAUCUUUACCAUCCUCAUGGAAUACGGUGCCUUUUUACAGGCCUCAAAGAGGGAAUUGCAUCACAGAAAUCACUAGAGGCCUGAUUAGGGUUUUGAUUUCUAAUUGUAAGGGAACAUAGCGUGAAUAAUGAGGAAGAGGCCAUUUUUUCUUUGUUUAGUAUAUUUAAUAUUUUGUGUUCCUGUUUAUACUAAAUGAAGAGAUAACUGAUUUGAUGGGAUGUAGCAUAAAAUGUGGAAAGUAAAUGAAAUGCUCCCAUUCUAGACUAUUAUGCCUUCUCCCCAACAUGCUGUAUUUUUAGAUGAAGGGAGAAUUCAGACGUGCAAUUUCCCACCUGCAAUCUGAAGUCAUAUAAUCCUCCCAUGUGCUUUCCUCUGAAUUUGUGGAUGGAGUCUUAGAACCAUCAUCCCUUAUCAUUUAAUAAAAUAUUAAUAUCACACUAAGCUUACACUUUUUCACUUUUUGCUAUUCAUUUGACCUCCAAAUAAUUUGUUACCUGUAUGCAAUUCUUUGUAUCUUUGAAUAGAAAACUCUCAGUUUAAUCGUAUCAUUCAAUUUGUGCAAUGAAUUGAAUCUGAUGAGUGAUUCAUACUUCUAUAAUAUGUGUAUAUAUUUGAUAGUAGUUUAAUUAUCAGGAAUUAUAUAAAGUUUAUUUGAUAACACAAAAUUCUCUCAUUCCCCAGUGUUGAACAGAGUUAUGUGGAGUUUGGUAUUGUUCGUAAUCCAGAAAUAACUGAAAUAGACAUUAAAUCAGUUUUUAAAUUUCUUUCAAUGCCAAACUUGGUGGUCUCAAUUGCCUAUUACAGGUUUUUUGAAACAACACCCCUGGGAAGUAUCUUGAACAGAUUUUCAGCCGAUUGUAACACUAUUGACCAGGUAGGCACACUAAACAAAAUAGUCACUAAAAGUAAAUUCUGAUUUCUUCCAAUCACAUUCAGUGCAAAAUAUAAUCUAAAUGCAAACUAUAUUUGGACUAUAGUUGAACAAUAUGAAUAAUGUUGCUAUGGAAUGAUAUUGAAGUAUUUUAUACAUUGUAGCAAUGCUGUCAGAACGUUUUAUGUAACUAAUAUAAAUUUCCAUGAGGAAAUCCUUUAGAAUAAAUAAAAAAGGAGAACAUCUCAUUACAAGAGAAUGUAAUUUGAUACUAAAAAUAAAUAAAAAGCCUAUCAUACCUUCAGGGUCUGAAGAGCUACAUCAAAGUACCUUGGCUAAAACUGUGGCUGCCUUUUUUUUUUUUUUUCAUCAGCCCAUUUCCGUUAGCUUGACAAUGACUGGCUUCAGAGGGAACACAAAACCAUGGUUUGUGCUAAACUAAGAACCCACACUGUAGCAUGAGCUUCCAGGUGUCCAGCAGACAAGCCCUGCUUUUGUUUCCCAUCUGCUCAGGACUCCGCUUCAAAAAUCACUCCUGCAUUCAUGGUGAAGCAGCCACAAUGGCCCUAACUGUGGCCUGUCAGUUGUCUGUUAUUUCAGAUAUAAUAAUAUGCGAAUUCCAGUUUCUUUUAAUUUCAAACUGCAUUUCCAGACCCUGGUUUGUUCCCCCCGCAAAAAAACAAAACAAAACAUGGUUAUCUGGCAGGUUUCAUAUUACAUUAGUUCAUAUUACAUCUGAAUCCAGACAAUAUGUUGCUUACUUGCUUUAUACUGAACUGUGCCUCGAUCUUCUGUAGGACUUGCUUUCCCAUAUGCAUGACUCUAUUCACCACACCAAGUACCAUUGCCCUCAUGCAAAUUUAACUCAGAAACUGCAACAUGUUUAUGAUCAUAUUUCACUGUAGGAAUAACUUCCCAAUAUUUCUCUUAAGCAGUUUAUCACAAAUUUAGAAGUAACAGGCUUCAGUGGCAGCCCUAACUUUGUUCAACCCAGGAAUACUGAAUGUAGACACAGCAAUAAUUAAUGGCUUAUUCAUAUUAAAAUAAGAAUGACAUUCAAUUUUUGAAUUUCCUAAUAGGCUUUCAGGAGAUUCCCAAUUGGCAACCCAGUCCUGUGCUAUUAAUUGUGCUAUUAAUUGUUUAAAAAUUCAUGCAGACUAGUUUCUGCCUGAGCAAUGAAGCUAUACAAAGUCUCACUAAAAUCCUACAGUCUUUUUACUGAAUAUUAUAAUUAUUAAAUAUUUAUUGAAUUUUUAAAAACCAAGUAUCAAACACAAAUCUAAAAUUAAUUAUUCAGCACUAUACAUGGCCUUGUUUUGAAAGAGGGAAGAAAGAGAAAAUGAACUGUUGAUUUCAUGGUAGCAUUGAUUUAUUUUCAUUGCACUUAAUAUUUAUUGAUUUAUUCUGUGUGUUUAUUUGCUUAGCACAUUCCCGCCACCCUGGAGUGCUUGAGCCGUUCUACCCUGCUCUGUUUAUCUGCUCUUGCUGUGAUUUCGUAUGUUACACCUGUGUUUCUCAUAGCUCUAGUUCCUCUUGCUGUCAUAUGCUAUUUCAUCCAGAAAUACUUUAGAGUAGCAUCAAGGUAAGCAAUUCACAAGUAUGUCACAGUGUAUGAAAAAUGGCUUGUUUAUAUGUAGGUAUAUGACUUUGUAUUUAUGUAUAUAUGAGUCUAUGUAGAAGUACAAAUGGAAAAGAUAGCACAUCUAGCCCAUGUCUGAAUUAAUGAUUAUCAUCUUGCUUUUCCUGGUAGCUCCUGCCUUAUUUUUACUCUUUACAACAGGUACCAUUUUAGGCUUAGACUCCCAGUUUGUUUCCUGGUUAGACUUCUGCAUUUUAACAGUUGCAUUAGCAAUAAAAUACCCAUUAAAUAAAGCUCAAUUUCUUAUCGGGGGGGAAACUGACUGCUUUUUAAAAAUAAAACAUUGUUUUCAGGGAUCUGCAGCAAUUGGAUGACAGUACCCAGCUCCCAUUACUUUCUCAUUUUUCAGAGACUGUGGAAGGUCUAACAACUAUACGAGCAUUCAGGUAUUUGUUUUAUUUUUAAGUUGUAAGGGUUUUCCAAAACUGCAAGGAAUUUUGUGGUUAUGUACUGAAUAAACUGCCUCACUCUAUUUAUGUAUGAAGAAUUUGGUAACUAUAGAUAACCACAACAAGCCCCAUAAGACUCUAAAUAAUAGUGUCACUAUUUAUAUUACCAUAGUGCUUAAAAGGUACAUUAUAGAAAUGGGUAAUAUAUUUAAGUGCCCGAGUGUAGUCUUCCUCUAGUACCUUUAAGGGCACCUUCAACAUGGGUGAGCAUAUAUUAAUCCAUUGCACAUCUAAACCCGAACUUCAAGUAUGCCCAUGACAUCAUUCCACACUAUUCCCCUGGUGCAGCGACCAUGGCGCAAUGGCGGAGCACCUGCUUUGUACGUAAUAGGUCCCAGCUGCAGCACUGGUAUCUGCAGGUAGAAACCAUAAAGUAGCAGGGGAUGGGAAAAACCUCUCUCUGCCUGGAGAGCUGCUGCAAGUCAGAAUGGACAGUGCUUUGCCCUGUCCUAUGCUCAGCAGUCUUGUUCCCAUAUCUUGGCACAAAAAGAAUUGAUGGAGAAUAUGAGCAGGGGGAGCUGUGUGCCACAUGGCUCUAGUUUGGAAUAAGGGUUGGGGAAGUUGUGCAUACUCUUCCCUAAGCAACUCCUGCCACCUCUGUCCUUUUCAGUGCCAAAACUAAAUGGCACAAACUGUCUGUGUCAGUGAAUUGCACAAACACUGUUCAUCGCAGCAUUUUUUUGGAAAUUAUAAAGUUUAGGUCUGGGGUGGAAACCCUCAGACAAGCCUCUCUGUUUAGCCCUUGGGACACUUCCCAGGCAACACUCCUCACCACCCUGCUCUAUUUUUGCUUGAAUGUGUCCUUGAAGUAUGACAAUGCCUCUUGCAUGCCUGGAUAGAGACUGGAGAGAGGUGUUUGUGGGCAGACAGAAACCACUGACUUUCGCAUGGCUCCAAUGCAGCCUACUAUCCUAAGAGUCACAUCCAAUGCUCUGCGUACAGAUGGUUCCACUGUAGAUUGCUCUGCCCAUUGUCUGCCCAUGGCUGUCAUGUGACCUCCAUAGGUUGACCAUGAUAGCAUGUCACCUUCAGGCUGAAAAAGGUUCCCCAUCCUGGCUUAGGAAAAGCAGUCCCAAUUAGCACGUCAAGAUCACUGGUUGUGGGAUGUGUUUCCUCUUCUCCCAUCUGCAAGCCUUGGUGCCCCAAUGCUAUAGCAACAAGUAGGCAUAAAAUGGGAAAGAGCCAAAUUAGACAUGAAGCAGUACGUUUCCAUUUGUUUCAAUUUGCACAAGGACACCAUCUUACAGUAUUUGUGUUGACUUGCACUGUGCCAUCAUAGCCUGCUAGCUAUUUUAAGUUGUAUAGAGAGGCUGGGUAGACCAUAAGCAGCAAAAUUAGUUCUAUUUAUAUUUUAAUUACUAUGAUUAUCAUAUAUUAGUUAGGCUUCUAGAAUCAGUUCCUGCUAAUUGGCAUUCUAUACCACUGGGAAAACUAAGUCAACCAUGUUCCAUUAUGUAUUUAACUCAUGACUUGUGAUAUAUAUAUAUUCCAACUUUCUCCAGUUGAGAAAAUAAAAAUGUCCUUGUAACCAUUAGCACAGGACUCCGCAGAGCUUUGCAUGAACAAAAACUUCCUUUAAUAUUGUCUAUAGAAGGCAAGCUGGCACCUUGAAAUUGCUGCCUGGCAGCACAAGCUCAGAAUUUAGGCAGGCAAAUUGAAUUCAAAAUAAUUGAUAUACCUCUGACCCAGACAGAAGCGAGCAUUUACCAGCUCCUGUGUUUUAUUUAUUGUCAAGCUAUUUCAUGUGCUAUAUUUAGGCACUUAGUUUCAGCUGCCUUACAUGCAGCAGAAGUGACAUUUGGAUUCUAAUCUCUCAGCAAAGUAUUCAGAUCUUGAGUUUCUAAAAUUAGCUCUGAAACAGAACUAAAUUAAAGAGCUAGAUAGCAAAUCCUUGUUCUUCUUGACCCUCAUGGCAGGUAUUUUCAAUUUGAUCAAAAUAGGCAAGGGGAAAAAUGAUUAUAUAAUGGCAAAUAAAUCUUCAUAAACUAUAUUUUUAUAAACCACUAUGUCUAUAUAUUAUUGCUGCUCAGUGCAUGACCCUUCUACUUUAUCUAAAUUAUUCACCAUAUAUAAAUAUAGCACCUAUUUGCUUAUAUCUGUGUAAUAGUUCAGUAGCAGAGAAUUAGAAUUUAAAUUAAUGAACUCACUGUCACAAGUGUAAUCUUUUGAACUACUGACAAUAUUUUGAAAACUUUCAACACACAGUCUUAAAACUUUGUUGUUCUUUGAAUUCCCUGUUCUGAUCCUCCUUCUAAUUGCUGGCAUGACUAUAAAUGAAAAGGCCGUUGUUACUUAUAUUUAUUCAUAUAAGAUCUACUGCUAGUUCAACAAUUCCUUUCAAAAGAAUCCCUUAUUUUGCAUAAGCAAGCCAUAAAAUAUACCUUGCUAUUAUGAAUGGACAUUCACACUAACAUCUGGGUGUCUCUCAUUUCUCUUUUAUAAAGGUAUGAAUCCCGAUUUAAACAGAAGCUUCUUGAAUAUACAGAUUCCAACAACAUUGCUUCCCUUUUCCUUACAGCUGCCAAUCGUUGGCUGGAAGUUCGGAUGGCAAGUACAUUCUCUGUCAUUAAGUUUAUGUCAAUGGCAAUAGAUGGUUUGCUUUAUCAUGGGAAUUGAUUAGGAUUGCCAGUUUUUCUCUGGUAAAGGCUCCUGUGUCUUUAACAGUUGCAUAACAACCAAAUUCUCAGUUGCUAAAGCUCAAUAGGCAAAGCUUUAUUAUUAUCCUGCUUGCCAGAGGAGUCUUAACUUCUGCUUGUUGCACAUCAGUUAAAUGGAUCAAGACCAUUAUAAGAAGAAAAUCUGACAAUCCAAAUUUGGCUUUAGUUAAUACCAUUGCAAAUGGUCUCUGUAAUGCAAACCUGGGAGUCUUUUUCAACCCAAUGGCCACAAUCUCUCAUGGGUAUCUUUCCAGGUACUGCAUGCCAGUAGUGGGAAGCACCAAAUCCAAAAGGGGGUGGGGCCACAGUCAAAAGUGGGUGGGAUCAAAGUGCAAUCCCCCGCACACUCAUCCGCAUACCAUUCACACAAAUCCAUCCUCACCCCAUCAGUAUGGACACUCCAUUCAUGCAAAUUUAUCCAAUUACUCCACAGGGUCAAAGUAUUAUACAGUACUCACCUCAAGAUUAUUCUCUAUAAUUGCCUCAAUACUUGGCCUGGUCAAAUGUUAGAACCUGACCAGCCUCAGUAAAUCCAAAAGCCUAGUACAGUGGUACCUCAGGUUACAUACGCUUCAGGUUACAGACUCCGCUAACCCAGAAAUAGUGCUUCAGGUUAAGAACUAUGCUUCAGGAUGAGAACAGAAAUCGUGCUCCGGCGGUGCAGCAGCAGCAGGAGGCCCCAUUAGCUAAAGUUAAGAACAGUUGCAGGUUAAGAACGGACCUCCGAAACGAAUUAAGUACUUAACCCGAGGGACCACUGUAUUUGAUUCUGAAGUUUCAAAAAUAGUUAAAAUAUUGCUAUCUCCUUGUGUGCUAUGAUGAUUUCUAUUACUUUUUUUUUUUUUAGGAGUAUAUUGGGGCAUGUAUAGUGCUCAUUGCAGCUGUUGCUUCAAUUACAAAAUCUCUCUACGAUAACCUCUCAUCGGGUCUUGUAGGCUUGGGAUUAACGUAUGCUCUGAUGGUAAGUAAGUUAAAGAGGAGAGGCUCCAGUCAGGUGUUAAAGUUGAUUGGUUUCUGCAUUGGUUUCUGAAAAUAUGCAGCAUAAUAUAGGCCUAAGCAUUUAGGUGUCUCAAGCUUAACAAACUGGCAGCUGGUGGCCAAACACUGUAAUCAUAAAAAUUAGCUGGGGUAAAUUUAAAGUGUAUAAUAUCCCAAUAGUUUUAUUCCCACUAAUAGUUUUAUUCAUAAUAACUGACAGGCAUUUGAGUGGCCUAGAAGAGGGGUUUUUAAAUGGUCAUCCACUAAUAGCCCGUGAGCUUCAUUCAGGUGGUCUGCGGCAUGGCUGUAAAAAUUAAAUUAAAAACCAUACAGAAUCUUGCAUAGCACAUUACAAUUGCUACAACAGGCAGAAAAAAAUAUUAAGUUGUCUGUCAAGACCUUCUGCAGUUUUGAAGUGGAUCGUGGAAGGGUGGAAUUUGGGAACUACUGACCUAGAAGACUGGCAUAGUAGUCAAAUAUUUAGACUUCUGGACAAAUGGAAGCUGUCAUUUUCUUUCAUGGGAGCAGACAGCGACAACUUCGAAUAAUUUGAAAUGUUGGUUAUGAGAUCCUUCCUACAUUCUAUACCAGUUCCAGACACAAAUCUUAACUAUUUAUUCUAGGUCUCUAACUAUCUAAACUGGAUGGUUCGCAACCUGGCUGAUAUGGAACUCCAGCUUGGAGCUGUGAAAAGAUUCAACGGCCUCAUGAAAACUGAGGCUGAAAGUGAUGAAGGGCUGUUGUGUAAGUAUGGUGCUGUAAUUAUUCCCACUUAAAUCUCAUUAAUAGCCAUGAACUUUUAGAAAACUAAUUUUUUAAAAAACAGUUUUCCACAUAUUAUUUUUGUUUGGAUUGCAGCCCCAGCACAAAUUCCUCAGAACUGGCCUGACCAUGGUGAGAUUCAGAUACAGAAUCUGUGUGUUCGCUAUGACAGUACUCUGAAGCCUGUGCUAAAGCAUGUCAGUGCCCACAUCUCUCCGGGGCAAAAGGUAAUACAAAUGAUCACUCAAAGUAAUGACAUUAGCUGUCAAAACCCAUGAAAACUAUAUUAUUGAGAGCAGAACCAUUUCUUAUUCCAGAAUAUUGUCCCUAUUUUAAACAAGAUGAAACAAUAUAAUCUCUUCCCUCCCCCCCCCAAAAAAACCCCCAUUGUUUUGAGGUUCAUGUAAAUGUUUUCUAUAUUUACACUUUGGCAGCUGGAUCCUAAGCGUGUUUACACUGAAGUAAAUCUCACUGAGAUCAGUAAAACAUGCUCUCAGGUAACUUUGCAUAGGAUUGAAGUUGUAAAGUCAUGCAUAUAUCUUCCAAGCCAAUGGUAUUAUACAAGGAGAUCUGAUACCCAACAGAAAUACACAGUUUAUAAAAAGGGUUUAUAAAGUCAAAUCUCUAACUGAGUUCUGCACCCUGCUGCCAUUGUGGGCAUAAGAAAUUGAAACUUUAAAAAUGGGAGGCUUGAAAUGAUAAGAGAAAUAUAUUCAGUAUCCCUGUUUUCAAAGUUUUUAGAUCUAUCCUUUUUCUAAAGUAAUUAAGUGGAUGCAUACUGCAAAGCAAGAUCCCUCUCACACACAGACACACUGAAUUGGAUGCAAACUGGAGGUGUAGGGUAAUGAUUGUGGCCAAUUCCUCUUGCAGCCUCUAUUGCUGCCUCCCACUGUUCUGGAGUCUACUCCAACCCUGUGGAACAAUUUUCAGGGGGCUGCAGGGAAAAGGAAGAAUCAGUGAAAACUGCUUCUCUGCCCAUUUAUGUCAAGCAUGAGUAGAAUUCCACUGAACACAACUCUGGCUCCAACUCAGCUUAUGGAGCAAUAAGCACUGCUAGUAAUGUAACUGUACCCCAAGCUGGUCAUAAAUUAUCUGUCUUCUCAAGAAAACAAGCAAAAAAAACCCCUUCUAGUCUGCCAUUCACAUGUAGCAUUACUUACUAGUGCUUGUGGCAAUCACUCUGUACCUGUGUUUCCCAUUCUAUUGAAUUAAUAUUUUCUUUGCCAUUCCCAUUAUAAAACUGGUUUAUUUAUGAUUUGCAGAUUGGCAUAUGUGGCCGAACAGGCAGUGGAAAAUCAUCCUUUUCUCUUGCCUUUUUCAGGAUGGUUGACACCUUUGAAGGUAAAGCUACAUUUGUACACAUCAGGAUGAGUUACUAUUAGUUUCAUUUGUAUCUGUGAUCCUCCUGGCUACAUUUCAAAGAGGAGAGCACAUCUCCUUUUCCAGUUCCUGCCACACCCAUCUCCCAAGUUGACAUAAAAUACUAUUUGACUUGGCUGUUUGCUAUCUCUGACAUAAUACAGCAGAGCAAGGUGGUGACCCCCCCUUUUUUUUUUAUACAGACUUACUGGUAAAAAGUUUACUUUCUGCAUGGUAACUUACGUUUUAGCAUGCUUGUACUGUUAAAUAUAGCUGUUUUUACUGAUGUCAGUGGUAAAAAAAUUUCAAUUUUCUGCAGGUGAUUGUAAUAUUUGAAAAUAUUGCAGAUUAUUAUCUGUGUAUGUAAAAUGACCUCAGAGUGUGAGUUGAGCUCCAUCUAGUGGUUGAAAGCAAAAGCCCUGCUCCAGCUAGAACUUUCAAAGCCUCUCUCUCCUUUAGAACUUGAGGAUUCCAAAGGAGGGGGCAAUGAUUUUGCCUUCAACCACUAGGUAGAGCUCAACUCCCAUACUCUGAGGUCAAAUUUUUACAUGUACAGAAAGCCCUUUUGCAGGUAACAAACCAAAUGGCCUUAUUCAUGAUGAGAAUCCAAGGCUUUUCUGGCUAAGUGACGUACUUAAGAAUAUAAGAACAUGAGAACAGCCUGCUGGAUUAGGCCAAUGGCCCAUCAAGUCCAGCAUUCUGUUCUCAUAGUGGCCAACUGGAUGACAGUGGAAAACCUGCAAGCAGGACCUGGACACAAUAGCACUUUCCUAGACUGUGGUUUCCAUACUGCCUCUGACCAUGGAGAUAGAGCACUGACAUCAUGACUGGUAGCCCUCUCCUCUGUGGUUCUUUUGUCCAUCAACUUAUAUGGCUUUAGAAGAGGAGUAAAGGUAAAGGUACCCCUGCCCGUACGGGCCAGUCUUGCCAGACUCUAGGGUUGUGCGCUCAUCUGACUUAAGAGGCCGGGAGCCAGCGCUGUCCGCAGACACUUCCGGGUCACGUGGCCAGUGUGACGAAGCUGCUCUGGCGAGCCAGCACCAGCGCAGCACACGGAAACGCCGUUUACCUUCCCGCUAUAAAGCGGUACCUAUUUAUCUACUUGCACUUAAGAGUGCUUUCGAACUGCUAGGUGGGCAGGAGCUGGGACCGAAAGACGGGAGCUCACCCCGCCGCGGGGAUUCGAACCGCCGACCAUGCGAUCGGCAAGCCCUAGGCGCUGAGGUUUUACCCACAGCGCCACCCGCGUCCCCUUAGAAGAGGAGUAAAGCCAUCUAAUUUGGUGGCCAUGACAGCCUCCCAUAAGAGCAAUUCCACAGUUUAACUGUAUCUUGCAUCCAGAUACAUAACAGCCACUUACGGUAUUUUAUUUAGAUGUCGGCAUUAUAAUCUGGGUGCCUAAAUUUCAAAUCCUAUAUAUCCAUUUACCUACAGUGAAGUAAAGAGGGUUUAAGCUGCUGUACCUAUAGUGGCAUCCUGAGCGAGGUGAAUGAGGUAUAUUGCUUUCUGGCUUGAGUGCCUGUGAGAUACAGCUAGAAAAAUAAGCCAUGUGAUGAAGCAUAUGAACACCAUUCAUUUUUUUACAAACAACCCACAGGAAGGAUCAUUAUAGAUGGCAUAGACAUUGCCAAGCUUCCCUUACAAACACUGAGAUCCAGGUUGUCAAUCAUUCUCCAAGACCCCAUUUUGUUCAGCGGAACAAUACGGUAAGUGUUAUAAUCAUCAUGUAAGUAAUUAGGCACGUUUGUGAUCAUGGCCUGCACUAUCUGUCACUGUUUGCAAUUUGCAUGGACUGCUGUUGCAAAAUCACUGCUGGCUGCUGCUGGGACUUGCUGUUCCAUCUCUCAAAAGGGAAAGAGGAAUGUCUUCUAUAAGAAAAGGAGCCUGGAUAACAAUAAUGGUUCAAUGCAUUGUUGUUUUGGAUCCUCCCUGGGUCCAAAAAUCACAAUUCACUGGAAAGGAAUUACAGAAAAGACAAUUGCAGUAUUUCUAGAUGGAUCCCUCCAUCCCAUUCUUUCAGUAUAUUAUGGUAUACUGCUGGAUUUUAACAUGAAAAUAUGUGGCUAAUUACUUGCUGUGUUUACCUGAACACAGCACAAAUGAUUUAUAACACGAUGGUCUACUUAACCUUUCCCAAUGAUUUUUGUUACUUGGGUUACUGCAAGGCAUGUACAGUAUGUAUGUUGUUGUUGUUUAGUCAUUUAGUCAUGUCCGACUUAGUGACCCCGUGGACCAGAGCAUGCCAGGCACUCCUGUCUUCCACUGCCUCCCGCAGUUUAGUCAAACUCAUGCUGGUAGCUUCAAGAACACUAUCCAACCAUCUCGUCCUCUGUCGUCCCCUUCUCCUUGUGCCCUCCAUCUUUCCCAACAUCAGGGUCUUUUCCAGGGAGUCUUCUCUUCUCAUCACGUGGCCAAAGUAUUGGAGCCUCAGCUUCAGGAUCUGUCCUUCCAGUGAGCACUCAGGGCUGAUUUCCUUAAGAAUGGAUAGGUUUGAUCUUUCAAUCUAUGGGACACAGUCAUAGUAAAAAACAAAACAAAAAAAACCCCACCCUUGGUUCUCUUGCCAGACUGGCAAUAUUUUGUGCCCUGUUCUUUAAAGUGCAUAAGAUACCAAGGCAAACAUUACAUGUGGCUGCUUACCUCAGGUGUCAAAAAAGCUAAAUGGCUUGAUGCUAUUUAGUUGUUUUUCUUUUUUCACAGAUUUAACCUGGAUCCAGAAAAGAAAUGCACAGACAGCAUGCUGUGGGAAGCUUUGGAAAUAGCACAACUGAAGCAUGUGGUGAAAGCUUUACCUGGGGGGCUAGGUAAUAACUCCUUUACCUCUGAGGAAAUCCAAGCAUUAAAAAUAUUGUUAGUUGAAGUUAAGCUGCAUAGUAUACCUUUAUUGGAAGUGAAAUUGUAGAAAAUACACUAUACGUGAUGCAUUUUUUUUCUAUCCUGCUUUGAUCUUGGUCAAACUGGUUUUCAACAUUUCUUCAGCACUUCAGAAAGAUACCAGGAAAGACUUAAAAUGAACUGGUUCACAUGUAACAUUAAAUCCAUGGUCUAGUGCAGGGGUGGGAACUGGAACCACCCAGUGGGCCAUAUUGUUCUCUCUCUCACUCCCCAUGGGCCACAUUUAGCAUGUGGGUGGGGCUGCCCUGACAGUCACUUGACAUCACAAUGAUGUCAGGUGACCCUGUUUUGAAUUAAACUGUGAACAAAUGCACAGCCCACAAAGCACUCUGCAAGACCCAAGACACAAGUGCUGGCAAUCUGAGCCAGGUGAGGGCAGGUGGGCAUGGCUUGACCAUAGUGGCCUCACAGACUAAAUGGGGAGACCUGGUCAGAAGUUACGCACAAGCCUGAAUGAAGCUUUGGGCUCCCUCCACCUCUGUGUUUAGGGGGAAGGAGGCACUCAGAGAUGGCUUGUCUCCACCCACCGCCAUGACAGGUAGGCUCACAUGAUGCAGCUGUAAAGACUUAGAUAGGCAGAGGAGACUCCACCCUAGUUCCUUCUCUCUCAGCAUUUGGCUUCUUUCCCACUCCUUCACUGUUUAUUUGUUUUUGAAGCACUACUUUGGUUUUCCUCUUACCAUUUCUUCCUCUCAAGUUCUUUCCUGCCAUUUCCUCUGCCUGAGCACGGGGCUCGUAGAGAAAGGCCAUCUGUCUAAAGAGAAAACAGAACACAAAGAGAAGUCAUAAGACUGGUGAGGUGCAGGUCCAAAGGUGCUGCUCCCCCACUACCUCAACAAUUACUGUUGGCUCUUAAGGCACGUUGUCACUGGAACCCAUAUAUUUUCACAGGUUCCCUCUAAAUAUUAAUUUUAUUCCAAUCAGAUGCCAUUGUCACAGAAGGUGGAGAAAACUUCAGCCUGGGGCAAAGGCAACUGUUCUGCUUGGCUAGGGCCUUUGUACGGAAGACAAGUAUCUUCAUUAUGGAUGAAGCCACAGCAUCAAUUGACAUGGCAACUGUAAGUUUCUACAGACUGUCUUUACAAAUGACAUGUCCCUGAAAAGGAAGCAAAAUUGUUAAUUUCUUUGUUUUUUUAAUUAGGUAGUUUGCACACAAUGUUUCUGUUUAUGCAUGUGUGUGAAUUAACACAAAUAUUUGUUAAUCUGCUUAUGUAGGAAAAUAUUCUUCAAAAGGUUGUAAUGACUGCAUUUGCUGAUCGAACUGUGGUGACAAUUGCAGUAAGUAUUGUAUUUUGCUGCUGAGAUGCUUUUUUUGAAUGUGUUAUACAAUUUUUAAUACACCUGUAACAUUGUCAUCAGCCUGGUCUGUUCGCUCUUGCUUCUAAAAUGAGAAAUUUCCUUUAAUUUUCAAUCAAUUAUAUUAUGUUUCUCACAUCUGAAUCAAGACAAUUCUUCUUCCCAUAACAAAAUAAAAUGCUGCCAAUAAAAUAUUAUUAUUAUUAACAUUUCAGGGGGCUCAGUUACAAUGUGUUUAUAGCCAUAAGAUGUUUUUGUUUUAAUUCAGGGAAACUCUUUGCAACAAACCAAAAUGAAAAUAGUCAGCUGUGAUCCUGGGGACUGCCCAGAAGAGAUUCUUGCCUUGGGAUUUCUACAAAGCUCUUUCCCAGCAGCAGUUCCCAGAUGUCUUGCUUGUGGUUUUUCUGUUUCUCAGCUAGCAUGAACUGGGAGCACCAUCUGGGAAAACUGCAUAAAACCCACUGAUCAUGACCUGCUAUUACCUAUUAACUAUUUCAGCAGGUGGCAUUCUGAAAUUGCAGGCUUGAAGAGCAUUAUUUCUGUGGAUAAGAGUUUUUUUAAAAAAAAAAAUUAACAAAAUCAGUUUCCGCCAUGGCUCGGGGGAGGGGGGUCACCAUGCCAAGGUGUUUACGGUAUGCUGAACAGCUUCUAUCAGUACAGAAAGGGGACAGAGGAUGUUGAGCACAAAGAGGGCUAAGAAGCUCCUAAAAAGGUAGAACCUUCUAAAAAUGAAGGAUUCUUUUAAUUUAUUCCCUCACGUUGUGACUAUGAAACAAUUAAAAUACAAUAAAGAGCAGAAUAAAUAAAUCAAAUUAGCAAAAUCAACAAGGGAGUGAUGCUUCGAACCGAGUUAAGAAGUAGAUUUUAAAAGAGAGAGAGAGAGAGAGAGAUCAUGUCACAUUUCACCUAAAGCUUAAAAGAGAGGGAGCCAACUGAACCUCUUUAGCAAGAGAGUUCCACAACAGAACUUUGUUGCUUCUGGAGUAACUAUGCCUUUGUGGGUGGCAAGAUUGGUUCAUAUGACAGGAAGCAGUCCUAUAGACAUUCUGGCUCCCUAUUAGUUAGGGCUUUUAAGGUAAAAACCAGCACAAAUUGUGCCUGAAAACAAAUGUAGAGCCAGUCCAAAAAGAAGCUUUGUGGCUGCCUUGAUCAAUGAAGUGCUAAUUACAUUCCAAUGAGCAAAGAGAUUUUCAGCAGAACUGAAUCAUUUUUUUUCUCAUACUUGUAUUUUCUAAUAAUCUAAAAGUAUAUCUAUCACAGAUGGUUACAUAUAUAAUUAUAAUUCUCAUCCUAUCUAUUUCAUUAUUAUUUUUUGUAGCACCGGGUGCACACCAUUCUUAAUGCAGAUAUGGUUAUUGUAAUGAAGAGAGGAGUUAUUCUGGAAUAUGACAAACCAGAGGUUCUUCUGGAACAAGAAGACAGUGUGUUUGCUUCUUUUGUCCAAGCGGACAAGUAAAUAUAAAUAAAUUAAAUAUUUGCAAGUGCAAUUUUAUUAUCCAUUUUAUAAUUCAGUAAAUUACCUGUAAAUAAAAAACAAUUUAAUAAUA
This is a messenger RNA of Podarcis lilfordi (Lilford's wall lizard), 60306 nucleotides long. The record is from the annotation of a GenBank genome assembly. Lineage: Eukaryota; Metazoa; Chordata; Lepidosauria; Squamata; Lacertidae.